ACAGCCACGGCAGCCGGGGCUGGGGAGAACACCUCAGACACCGAGAUAUCAAAGCCCAUCCUCUGCAGCUUGGCUACAAACUCCUCCCGUGUGGCCUGGGUCUCGUUGGUACAGAAACGCAGCUGCAGAUCCGACGCCUUUAGCCUUUUCACCGCUUCUACGGAGCCUGGAAUUGGAGUGCCGCCGUCUUCCCCAGCAUCAUGUCUAAAAUCACACCUUUCAGACUUUUGACAGAGUCUUCCCAGUGGGUAGCUGCCAUGGCGAAAAAGAUUGUAUGACCUCUUAUACACGAUAUUAGGCCCAGCCUUUGUUUUUCCUAGAUAUGGCAACUAUAUAUUGUGAUCACUACAUCCAAUGGAUUUGGAUACUGCUUUAGAGCGGAUUUCUACAGCAUUCGUAAAGAUGUGAUCAAUAAAUGUGGUUGAUUUAAUUUCUCUGCUGUUUGUAAAUACCCUGGUAGGUUGACUGAUAACCUGAACCAGGUUGCAGGCACUAGUUACAGUUUAAAGCUUUUUCUUUAGUGGGUAGCGUGAUGAAAGCUAGUCAAUAUUUCAAUCACCCAGAAAGUAUACAUCUCUAUUGAUAUUACAUAUGAUUGUGUGUUCCUGGUGUAACUCGGACAGUUGUUGAUGCCAUCCUGUACCUGUCCCGCAGGUGUGAUGUUCGGAUGUCCUAAGUUUUCAUAACUGUGACCUUAAUUGCCUACCGUCUGUAAUCUGUUAGUGUCUUAACGACCGUUCAACAGGUGCAUGUUCAUUAAUUGUUUAUGGUUCAUCGAACAAGUAUGGGAAACGGUGUUUAAGCCCUUUACAAUGAAGAUCUGUGAAGCUAUUUGGAUUUUUACAAAUUAUCUUUGAAAGACAGGGUCCUGAAAAAGGGACGUUUCUUUUUUUGCUGAGUUUUUUUUUUUUUUUUAUCAUUUGAUUUACACAACAUGCCUACCACUUUGAAGAUGCAAAAUAUUUUUCAUUGUGAAACAAACAAGAAAUAAGACAAAAAAACUGAACUUGAGCUUGCAUAACUAUUGACCCCCCCCAAAGUCAAUACUUUGUAGAGCCACCUUUUGCAGCAAUUACAGCUGCAAGUCUCUUGGGGUAUGUCUCUAUAAGCUUGGCACAUCUAGCCGCUCAGAUUUUCAAGUUGGAUGGGUUCCGCUGGUGUACAGUAAUCUUUAAGUCAUACAUUUACAUUUUAGUCAUUUAGCAGACGCUCUUAUCCAGAGCGACUUACAGUUAGUGAGUGCAUACAUUUUCAUACUGGCCCCCCGUGGGAAACGAACCCACAACCCUGGCGUUGCAAGCGUCAUGCUCUACCAACUGAGCUACACGGGGCCUACAUUGGCUGGAUAUAACAUUUACAUUACAUUUACAUCAUUUAGCAGACGCUCUUAUCCAGAGCGACUUACAAAUUGGUGCAUUCAACUUAAGAUAGCCAGUGGGACAACCACUUAAAAAAAAAAAUCCAGGUAUUCCUUAAAGAGGUAGGGUUUCAAGUGUCUCCGGAAGGUGGUCAGUGACUCCGCUGUCGUGGGGGAGCUUGUUCCACCAUUGGGGUGCCAGAGCAGCAAAUAGCUUUGACUGGGCUGAGCGGGAACUGUGCUUUCGUAGAGGUAGGGGAGCUAGCAGGCCAGAGGUGGAUGAACGUAGUGCCCUCGUUUGGGUGUAGGAUCAGAGCCUGAAGGUAAGGAGGUGCUGUGCCCCUCACAGCUCUGUAGGCAAGCACCAUGGUCUUGUAGUAGAUGUGAGCCUCAACUGGAAGCCAGUGGAGUGUGCGGAGGAGCGGGGUGACAUGAGAGAACUUGGGAAGGUCGAACACCAGACGGGCUGCGGUGUUCUGGAUAAGUUGUAGGGGUUUAAUGGCACAGGCAGGGAGCCCAGCCAACAGCGAGUGCCUGGAUUAGGACCUGUGCCGCUUUCUGUGUAAGGUAGGGUCGUACUCUGCAAAUGUUGUAGAGCAUGAACCUGCAGGAUCGGGUCACCGCUUUGAUGUUAGAGGAGAACGACAGGGUGUUGUCCAGGGUCACGCCAAGGUUCUUUGCACUCUGGGAAGAGGACAUAAUGGAGUUGUCAACUGUGAUGGCGAGAUCAUGGAGCGGGCAGUCCUUCCCCGGGAGGAAGAACAGCUCCGUCUUGCCGAGGUUCAGCUUGAGGUGGUGAUCCGACAUCCACACUGAUAUGUCUGCCAGACAUGCAGAGAUGCGAUUCGCCACCUGGUUAUCAGAAGGGGGAAAGGAGAAAAUGAAUUGUGUGUCGUCUGCGUAGCAAUGAUAGGAGAGACCAUGUGAGGAUAUGACAGAGCCAAGUGACUUGGUGUAUAGAGAGAAUAGGAGAGGGCCUAGAACUGAGCCCUGGGGGACACCAGUGGUGAGAGCACGUGGUGCGGAGAGAGAUUCUCGCCACGCCACGUGGUAGGAGCGACCUGUCAGGUAGGACGCAAUCCAAGAGUGAGCAGCGCCGGAGAUGCCCAACUCGGGAGAGGGUGGAGAGGAGGAUCUGAUGGUUCACAGUAUCAAAAGCAGCGGAUAGGUCUAGAAGGAUAAGAGCAGAGGAGAGAGAGUUAGCUUUAGCAGUGCGGAGAGCCUCCGUGACACAGAGAAGAGCAGUCUCAGUUGAAUGACCAGUCUUGAAACCUGACUGGUUUGGAUCAAGAAGGUCAUUCUGAGAGAGAUAGCAGGAGAGUUGGCUAGAGACGGCACGCUCAAGAGUUUUGGAGAGAAAAGAAAGAAGGGAUACUGGUCUGUAGUUGUUGACAUCGGAGGGAUCGAGUGUAGGUUUUUUGAGGAGGGGUGCAACUCUCGCCCUCUUGAAGACGGAAGGGACAUGGCCAGCGGUCAAGGAUGAGUUGAUGAGCGAGGUGAGGUAAGGGAGAAGGUCUCCGGAAAUGGUCUGGAGAAGAGAGGAGGGGAUAGGGUCAAGCGGGCAGGUUGCCAAGGGAGGAGAGGAGGGUUGAGGAGGCAGAAUCAAGAGAUCGGAGGGAGAAGGACUCAGCAGAGGGAAGAGAUGAUAGGAUGGAAGAGGUGAGAGUAGCGGGAGAGAGAGAGAGCGAAGGUUGCGACGGCACAUUACCAUCUGAGUAGGGGCAGAGUGAGUAGUGUUGGAGGAGAGCGAGAGAGAAAAGGAUACAAAGUAGUGGUCGGAGACUUGGAGGGGAGUUGCAGUGAGAUUAGUAGAAUAACAGCUUCUAGUAAAGAUGAGGUCAAGCGUAUUGCCUGCCUUGUGAGUAGGGGGGACGGUGAGAGGGUGAAGUCAAAAGAGGAAAGGAGUGGAAAGAAGGAGGCAGAGAGAAAUGAGUCAAAGGCAGACGUAGGGAGGUUAAAGUCACCCAGAACUGUGAGGGGUGAGCCAUCCUCAGGAAAGGAACUUAUCAAGGCGUCAAGCUCAUUGAUGAACUCUCCAAGGGAACCUGGAGGGCGAUAAAUGACAAGGAUGUUAAGCUUGAAUGGGCUAGUGACUGUGACAGCAUGGAAUUCAAAUGAGGAGAUAGACAGAUGGGUCAGGGGAAAAAGAGAAAAUGUCCACUUGGGAGAGAUGAGGAUUCCAGUGCCACCGCUGCGCUGACCAGAUGCUCUCGGGGUAUGCGAGAACACAUGGUUAGACGAGGAAAGAGCAGUAGGAGUAGCAGUGUUUUCUGUGGUAAUCCAUGUUUCAGUCAGCGCCAAGAAGUCGUGGGACUGGAGGGUAGCAUAGGCUGAGAUGAACUCUGCCUUGUUGGCCACAGAACGGCAGUUCCAGAGGCUGCCAGAGACCUGGAACUCCAUGUGGGUCGUGCGUGCAGGGACCACCAGAUUAGAGUGGCAACAGCCACGUGGUGUGAAGCGUUUGUAUGGCCUGUGCAGAGAGGAGAGAACAGGGAUAGACAGACACAUAGUUGACAGGCUACAGAAAAAGGUUACAAUAAUGCAAAGGAGAUCGGAAUGAAAUGAACUAAACAUCUGGGAAAGCGAGAGAGCGGGGCCUCCCUCACUUACGUUUCACUGAAACACUCAAAUAUAACUCUCCCAACUUCCACUUUAGAAAUUAUAAAUUGUUGUUAACUACAGCGGUUCAAUGUUUCUAGGAAUAGACUAACUUAGUUUAUUCAGCUAGCAACUUGGUACAGUAUUCUUCCAUGAAAACCGUCCAGGGCACCAAAUCCUAUGACGCCAAAGCCAACUAGCAUGCCAGCCUCCAAUAACACAGUUUAGCACCAAUACUCGGUUACAACAAACCACCAGUGUGUUAACACGCCAAGCAGAUCAUUUGUGUCCGUGUCUAAGUUUUGGGUUAGUUUUGACAGUUUGAGUGAGUGCGUCGUCAACUUAUUCAGCCAGUUAGUUAGCUAGAAUAGUUAGCAUACUAGCUAGCCAUUGCUCUCUGCCAACGAGCUAACCCCUCCUCCCACGGCACGAACACACAGAGAGCCAAGCUAACGUUAACUAGUCACCCAUGUCCCGAAUUCCCUUGAACGACUCUGGUUACCAGUAUGUAAAAACAAAACAAAAAUAAAUGUAGGUUAUAACUUACCCUUAGUAGCUACUGUUAGCCAGUUAAGUGCAAAGCUAGCCACUGAAUCGAUUCAGCCAGUUCGCGUCUGUCCCAACGGAGAGAACGCGUCUCCAAAUAUUAAAGCUAGGUCGUUCCAGCUAUUGUUUAAUUAGCUAUCCAGGUAGCUAAAUUUCGAGUACAGUAGCUACUAACUACCUAACGUUAACGCUUCAGAUAAUGAGGUUAGAAAAACAGCUGAAUGGUAGGUAGCUAGCUGGCAUAAUGACAGGUACUCUUAAGCGUGAGAUAACAUUGGAAACAACUAUCCACAGUUGCUAAUAGUUACCAGCAGCUACCCGCUAGCUAGCUAGCUUUAUUGGUCCAGGUAGUGAGUUAGCUAGCCUCGUGCUUCACCGGGCUCAGCCGAAUACAAUACUUACCUACAAUAAUUACCUACAAUAACUACCUAGAUAAACUACCUACAAUACCUAACUACAAUACCUACCUACCUACAAUCUAAAUACAUGGUUUAAGCUUUAGUCGACACCAUACAGUGGGGAAAAAAAGUAUUUAGUCAGCCACCAAUUAUACAAGUUCUCCCACUUAAAAAGAUGAGAGAGGCCUGUAAUUUUCAUCAUAGGUACACGUCAACUAUGACAGACAAAAUGAGGAAAAAAAAUCCAGAAAAUCACAUUGUAGGAUUUUUAUGAAUUUAUUUGCAAAUUAUGGUGGAAAAUAAGUAUUUAGUCAAUAACAAAAGUUUCUCAAUACUUUGUUAUAUACCCUUUGUUGGCAAUGACACAGGUCAAACGUUUUCUGUAAGUCUUCACAAGGUUUUCACACACUGUUGCUGGUAUUUGGCCCAUUCCUCCAUGCAGAUUCUCCUCUAGAGCAGUGAUGUUUUGGGGCUGUCGCUGGGCAACACGGACUUUCAACUCCCUCCAAAGAUUUUCUAUGGGGUUGAGAUCUGGAGACUGGCUAGGCCACUCCAGGACCUUGAAAUGCUUCUUACGAAGCCACUCCUUCGUUGCCCGGGCGGUGUGUUUGGGAUCAUUGUCAUGCUGAAAGACCCAGCCACGUUUCAUCUUCAAUGCCCUUGCUGAUGGAAGGAGGUUUUCACUCAAACUCUCACGAUACAUGGCCCCAUUCAUUCUUUCCUUUACACGGAUCAGUCGUCCUGGUCCCUUUGCAGAAAAACAUCCCCAAAGCAUGAUGUUUCCACCCCCAUGCUUCACAGUAGGUAUGGUGUUCUUUGGAUGCAACUCAGCAUUCUUUGUCCUCCAAACACGACGAGUUGAGUUUUUCUCAAAAAGUUAUAUUUUGGUUUCAUCUGACCAUAUGACAUUCUCCCAAUCCUCUUCUGGAUCAUCCAAAUGCACUCUAGCAAACUUCAGACGGGCCUGGACAUGUACUGGCUUAAGCAGGGGGACACAUCUGGCACUGCAGGAUUUGAGUCCCUGGCGGCGUAGUGUGUUACUGAUGGUAGGCUUUGUUACUUUGGUCCCAGCUCUCUGCAGGUCAUUCACUAGGUCCCCCCGUGUGGUUCUGGGAUUUUUGCUCACCGUUCUUGUGAUCAUUUUGACCCCACGGGGUGAGAUCUUGCGUGGAGCCCCAGAUCGAGGGAGAUUAUCAGUGGUCUUGUAUGUCUUCCAUUUCCUAAUAAUUGCUCCCACAGUUGAUUUCUUCAAACCAAGCUGCUUACCUAUUGCAGAUUCAGUCUUCCCAGCCUGGUGCAGGUCUACAAUUUUGUUUCUGGUGUCCUUUGACAGCUCUUUGGUCUUGGCCAUAGUGGAGUUUGGAGUGUGACUGUUUGAGGUUGUGGACAGGUGUCUUUUAUACUGAUAACAAGUUCAAACAGGUGCCAUUAAUACAGGUAACGAGUGGAGGACAGAGGAGCCUCUUAAAGAAGAAGUUACAGGUCUGUGAGAGCCAGAAAUCUUGCUUGUUUGUAGGUGACCAAAUACUUAUUUUCCACCAUAAUUUGCAAAUAAAUUCAUAAAAAAUCCUACAAUGUGAUUUUCUGGAAUUUCUUUUCUCAAUUUGUCUGUCAUAGUUGACAUGUACCUAUGAUGAAAAUUACAGGCAUCUCUCAUCUUUUUAAGUGGGAGAACUUGCACAAUUGGUUGCUGACUAAAUACUUUUUUUCCCCACUGUAUAAGCCAAGCUUACUUCCCGCCAUCUACGAAUGACUCUGGUAAGACAUACCACAGAUUCUCAAUUGGAUUGAGGUCUGGGCUUUGACUAGGCCAUUCCAAGACAUUUAAAUGUUUCCCCUUAAACCACUCAAGUGUUGCUUUAGCAGUAUGCUUAGGGUCAUUGUCCUGCUGGAAGGUGAACCUCCGUCCAAGUCUCAAAUCUCUGUAAGACUGAAACAGGUUUCCCUCAAGAAUUUCCCUGUAUUUAGCGGCAUCCAUCAUUCCUUCAAUUCUGACCAGUUUCCCAGUCCCUGCCGAUGGAAAAACAUCCCCACAGCAUGAUGCUGCCACCAACAUGAUUCACUGUGGGGAUGGUGUUCUCGGGGUGAUGAGAGGUGUUGGGUUUGUGCCAGACAUAGUGUUUUCCUUGAUGGCCAAAAAGCUAAAUUUUAGUCUCAUCUGACCAGAGUACCUUCUUCCAUAUGUUUGGGGAGUCUCCCACAUGCCUUUUGGCGAUCACAAACGUGUUUGCUUAUUUUAUUCUUUAAGCAAUGUCUUUUUUCUGGCUCUCAUCUGUAAAACCCAGCUCUGUGGAGUGUACGGCUUAAAGUGGUCCUAUGGACAGAUACUCCAAUCUCCUCUGUGGAGCUUUGCAGCUCCUUCAGGGUUAUCUUUGGUCUCUUUGUUGCCUCUCUGAUUAAUGCCCUCCUUGCCUGGUCCGUGAGUUUUGGUGGGUGGCCCUCUCUUGGCAGGUUUGUUGUUUUGCCAUAUUCUUUCAAUUUUGUAAUAAUGGAUUUAAGGGUGCUCCGUGGGAUAUUCAAAGUUUGGGAUAUUUUUUUAUAACCCAACCCUGAUCUGUACUUCUCCACAACUUUGUCCCUGACCUGUUUGGAGAGCUCCUUGGUCUUCAUGGUGCCGCUUGCUUGGUGGUGCCCCUUGCUUAGUGGUGUUGCAGACUCUGGGGCCUUUCAGAACAGGUGUAUAUACAGUGGGGGAAAAAAGUAUUUAGUCAGCCACCAAUUGUGCAAGUUCUCCCACUUAAAAAGAUAAGAGAGGCCUGUAAUUUUCAUCAUAGGUACACAUCAACUAUGACAGACAAAAUGAGAAAAAAAAAUCCAGACAAUUAUUUGCAAAUUAUGGUGGAAAAUAAGUAUUUGGUCAAUAACAAAAGUUUCUCAAUACUUUGUUAUAUACCUUUUGUUGGCAAUGACACAGGUCAAACGUUUUCUGUAAGUCUUCACAAGGUUUUCACACACUGUUGCUGGUAUUUUGGCCCAUUCCUCCAUGCAGAUCUCCUCUAGAGCAGUGAUGUUUUGGGGCUGUCGCUGGGCAACACAGACUUUCAACUCCCUCCAAAGAUUUUCUAUGGGGUUGAGAUCUGGAGACUGGCUAGGCCACUCCAGGACCUUGAAAUGCUUCUUACGAAGCCACUCCUUCGUUGCCCGGGCGGUGUGUUUGGGAUCAUUGUCAUGCUGAAAGACCCAGCCACGUUUCAUCUUCAAUCCCCUUGCUGAUGGAAGGAGGUUUUCACUCAAAGUCUCACGAUACAUGGCCCCAUUCAUUCUUUCCUUUACACGGAUCAGUCGUCCUGGUCCCUUUGCAGAAAAACAGCCCCAAAGCAUGAUGUUUCCACCCCCAUGCUUCACAGUAGGUAUGAUGUUCUUUGGAUGCAACUCAGCAUUCUUUGUCCUCCAAACACUAUUUUGGUUUCAUCUGACAAUAUGACAUUCUCCCAAUCCUCUUCUGGAUCAUCCAAAUGCACUCUAGCAAACUUCAGACGGGCCUGGACAUGUACUGGCUUAAGCAGGGGGACACGUCUGGCACUGCAGGAUUUGAGUCCCUGGCGGCGUAGUGUGUUACUGAUGGUAGGCUUUGUUACUUUGGUCCCAGCUCUCUGCAGGUCAUUCACUAGGUCCCCCCGUGUGGUUCUGGGAUUUUUGCUCACCGUUCUUGUGAUCAUUUUGACUCCACGGGGUGAGAUCUUGCGUGGAGCCCCAGAUCGAGGGAGAUUAUCAGUGGUCUUGAAUGUCUUCCAUUUCCUAAUAAUUGCUCCCACAGUUGAUUUCUUCAAACCAAGCUGCUUACCUAUUGCAGAUUCAGUCUUCCCAGCCUGGUGCAGGUCUACAAUUUUGUUUCUGGUGUCCUUUGACAGCUCUUUGGUCUUGGCCAUAGUGGAGUUUGGAGUGUGACUGAUUGAGGUUGUGGACAGGUGUCUUUUAUACUGAUAACAAGUUCAAACAGGUGCCAUUAAUACAGGUAACGAGUGGUGGACAGAGGAGCCUCUUAAAGAAGAAGUUACAGGUCUGUGAGAGCCAGAAAUCUUGCUUGUUUGUAGGUGACCAAAUACUUAUUUUCCACCAUAAUUUGCAAAUAAAUUAAUAAAAAAUCCUACAAUGUGAUUUUCUGGAAUUUUUUUCCUCAAUUUGUCUGUCAUAGUUGACGUGUACCUAUGAUGAAAAUUACAGGCCUCUCUCAUCUUUUUAAGUGGGAGAACUUGCACAAUUGGUGGCUGACUAAAUACUUUUUUCCCCAACUGUAUACUGAGAUCAUGUGACACUUAGAUUGCACACAGGUGGACUUUAUUUAACUAAUUAUGUGACUUCUGAAGGUAAUUGGUUGCACCAGAUGUUAUUUAGGUGCUUCAUGGCAAAGGGGGUGAAUAAAUAUGCACGCACCACUUGUCCGUUAUUUUUUUCAUUUCACUUCACCAAUUUGGACUAUUUUGUGUAUGUCCAUUACAUGAAAUCCAAAUAAAAAUCCAUUUAAAUUACAGGUUGUAAUGCAACAAAAUAGGAAUAACGCCAAGGGGGAUGAAUACCUUUGCAAGGCACUGUGUGUGUAUAUGUGUGUGUGUGUGUGUGUGUGUAUGUAUAUAUAUAUAUAUAUAUAUAUAUAUAUAUAUAUAUAUAUAUAUAUAUAUAUAUAUAUAUAUAUAUAUAUAUAUAUAUAUAUAUAUAUAUAUAUAUAUAUAUAUAUAUAUAUAUAUAGAUUACCAGUCAAAGUUUGGACACACCUACUCAUUCAAGGGUUUUUCUUAAUUUUUACUAUUUCCUACAUUGUAGAAUAAUAGUGAAGACAUCAAAACUAUGAAAUAACACAUAUGGAAUCAUGUAGUUAAGAGAAUGCCAAGAGUGUGCAAAGCUGUCAUCAAGACAAAGGGUGGCUAUUUGAAGAAUCUCAAAUCUCAAAUAUAUUUUGAUUUGUUUAACACUUCUUUGGUUACUGCCUGAUUCCAUUCAUAGUUUUGAUGUAUUUACUAUAAUUCUACAAUUUAAAAAAUAGUAACAAUAAAGAAAAACCCUUGAAAGAGGACGUGUGUCCAAACUUUUGUCUGGUAGUAUAUAUAAUUAUUUUAUUUUUAGACAGUGAAGAGGAGACAGGAAAGAUGGGAGGGAUUACGAGUCAGAAGGACAGUGGAUCAGAUUCAAACUCAUGCCAACUCUGUAAGCCUAGGCUGUACAUGUGCCAGGGUCAGUGACACUAACCCCUGGACCACACAGGCCACAUUAUUUUCUACACUUGAUAAAAAGAGGUCAGUAGUACCUCUCCACAGACUAUUUUCAAGCUUUUUGAUUUAGACCUAACAGUCGGAUGAUGUAAAGAAAAAAAACUCAUUUUUUCUUCUCUUCAGUCAAUCAUCUUUGAUGAGGUUGACCUGACAGACGCAAGCGUGGCCGAAUCCAGCAUUAAGAACGUCAACAACAGUUUCACAGUGAGUCCCUUUUUUCUAUAUUUUUCUUUCUUUAGCCUACUUAUUUUGCUUUUUCUUUCUCUCUGUCCUUAUGUCUGUAGGCUAUAUCUUUUUUGUCUCUCAUGGCUACUGUCCAUCCAAAUAUCAGCCUGUGACAGUCACUGUGAGUCCCCUCUUUUUCUUUCUUACUUUCUUUCCCCCUUUCUUCCUGUCUGUCUUUCUCUCUGUACAUCUCUUAAGUUUCUUGGCUACUGUCCACCAAUAUAUCAGCCUUGUGUCGGCCGUGGUCAUUCUAACCUAAGGUUCAUCAUCAUGUGGUCAUGCAGUGGUCAGACAACCAAACCGCAGGAUGAACACCAGUAAAAUCACCAAACCUACGCUCCGUGUUCAUCACUUACAAUUCCUGACUGUUGAUAAUGAUAACAUUUCCUGAUGACAUGAAUAACAUUUCAUCACAUACGCUACUCUGCAAUAGGGGGUUCUUUCUCUGCAAAAAAUCACGACACAAAAUAAGUUUAGAGUCUGGCUUUGAAGUGUAUUUAUAGGUUGCCUUUGGGGUCGUUCCACCUCAAAAAGCACAAGAAAGAGGAUUUCGACACCUACCAUCUGAUUGUUCUGAAAUCGUUUCUGUUGUUAGAAACAGAUAAGGUUAUCAUUCCUGCAAAAUUAUUUUGUUGAAAUAUAAUUUGAUCUCUGAGAUAUUAAGCUAAUUAAUUUCACCCAAAUUGGUCAUUUUAAUUUAUAGGAUUCAUAUAAUAUUCAAUACAUAUAGUACCUAACAUCCGAUUUGGACCAAACUUUUCUCUAACUGAGUUAGACAUGAGAAAUGCAAAGAAAUGCUUAAAAGCCACCCUCAGACCCCCCACUCCCCAUGCCAAUACCACCAAAACAACUAGUAUAUAGUAUCAGUUCUCUGUUUGACAAGUACAAUGGAGCUGCAGAUUAAAUAAGUUAUGAUGAACUUCACAGGGUAGUGAAAGUGCACAGUGAUGAGUUUGAUCCUCCUUUCCAAUAAAUAUCGAGGGUCUUAUUCUAGUGACAUGAUGAUUGAUGCUUGGCUGCCAUUUGACAAAUAAAAUAAUGUCCAUAAUAAUCUGAUCAUGUAGGCUAUACCCACACUGUGUCUGCAAGCUUUUGUCUAAAGCGCACGUGCCAAGACCAGAGUGGGCACAUUCGCUAUAUAACGCAACAUUCUUUGUAACAAAACCAUCAGUAGAGUUGAAAAUAAGUUGGAAACCCAUUUAAAGUAAAGAUUAACCCAUUUUGAAUGUUAUAUUGUUUUUGUGCAUCUCUGAGCCAUCUUCUAUCAAUUCCCUGGGUCAUUUCAUAUUUUCAUGUGUAUCUGAGCUAUUGCCAUUCAAGCAGGCAGUAUUUCGGCCGGCGUGACGUAGCCUUGCGGUAAACCCGCUCUCACUACACUGGAAGUAAAUAAGAAUACUACUUUUAGAUCGCAAAAACAUCUAUCAUACAUGUCAGAUUUCAAUACUGGCCGAUUUUAUAACGCGGGAGAUUGUCUUCUCUCGAAUGAGGCUUUGAUCAUAUUUUUGCGAUAUUCCUACCUCGAGAAAUGAGUAAUUGUGUAAUGUGUAACUUAACACAUUUCUCCUAUUUGUCUGCCUCUUCAGUCCAGGGUGCAUUGCAUGGUACCGUUGCGAAUGUCAUAAUCAUGCAAAUAGAUAAAUCAGCUUUUAGUUUUCUUGCACAUUAUUUGUGGAACAAUCUUCAAAAUGUUCUUAAAUGUGAUGUUUUGGGCAAUUUAAAAAAGCUGAUUGAGGACCUUAUUACUGAUGAAUGUGUUAGUUUUUUAUGACCGUGUUUUUCUUUCUGCUUGCAUUUUGAAUUUAUAUUGAUGUGUGAAUUUUCUGUAAUUUAUGUGAUUCAGGGCUCAUCUGUAAAAGAGACCUUGGUCUCAGUAGGACUCCCUGAUAAAAAUAAAGGUAAAUAAAAUGUUAGACUCCACUCUGUGAGGCACAUCGAUCUGCAGGUUGAACCUGGUGAGAUUGUAGACUCCUAAAUUGAUAGUGCAGUUUGUUUAGGUGAUUUUACAGCUAAUUAGCUACUUCACAUGCUGAUAUUGACUUUGUUAUUAUUCUGUGUAGCUACGUUUGCUUGCUAGCUAGCCAGCCAACCCAUAGAGAGAGCAUUGUAUUUUGGGCUUUGUUGUCGAGCUGCAACAGAUUUCCACAACGAUUUUCACAUGUUGCUACCAAACUUAUUAUAAUGCCAAAAUGAAACAUUUGUUCACAAACAAGAUUUUUCUCACAUAUUGUUAUGUAACACUGUAAAUUAUAGGAAUUAGUUGUUUUGGGUAGAUUUUUCCUUUAACUUUAUUUUUAUUUUUUAUUUUGUAUUCAGUACAUGCGAAUUUAACCGCAAAAGUUAUUUUUAAGUGUAUUAUGUCAUCACGCACAUCCUUUUAUCCACAACAAAUCAAUUUGAUGGAAACACAUCUCUGGUGGGAAAAUGCGCAUAUGGUUUUUAUGAGGAAUUUGCUUUAUAUUCGCAUGAAAAUCGUUCGCCAAUUGGAUGGAAACCUAGCUAUUGAAGUUGUUGUCCCAUUCUACAUCCUGAUAUUACCAGGUUCAAAUUACAAAAUUACAUGUUCUUACCCUGUAAAUAGUCUAUGGACCAGGUAUGACAGCUACCAAUACUUUGGUUUUGUUUACCUGGCCACUGUUUCAAAUGCUAACUUUGUAGUCAAUGGUACUUAUAUUAGCAUGUUCAUGCUUCAUGUCCAAAUCAUCCUAAAGUAUACAAAUGUUUUAUUGUGUAACUCAAUGAUGUUACUUAUAGAUGAAAAAGUUAUCAUUUAAAACAGUGGCCAGAUAAACAUAACCAAAGCAUGGGUUGCUGUCAUACCUGGUCCAGGUACUUGAUUCUUAAAUCAUACUGAUUCUUAAAAAAAAAAUAUAUAUAUAUAUAUAUAUAACCUAAUAGCAGGAACAACACCAACUAAUGGUCAGAUCCUGAUAAUAGCAGGAUGUAGGUUGGGACAUAAACCCAACAACUUCAAUGACAAAUGUAUCUGAACAGGGGGUGGAAACAUCACCAAAUUCACUGGGAAUAUAUUACAUAGGAUGAAGAAACAAUACUCCAAACCACAGCUCCAUACUAUUUGUCAAACAUAGAGAACUGAUACUAUAUACUCGUUGUUGGGGUGGGAUUGUUGUGGGGGGUCCGUGGAUGGCUUUUGGCCACUUAUUUAUAUUCCUCAUGUCUUACUCAUUAUUAGAUGUUAGGUACCAUAAUUAUUGAAUAUUAUAUGUAUCCUAUAAAUUAAAAAUGUCCAAUUUGGGUGCGAUCAAUUAGCUUAAUUUAUGGUAGAUCAAAUUAUAUUUCAACAAAAUAAUGUUGCAGGAAUUCUUAUCGUAUCUGUUUCUAACUACAGAAAUGAUUUCAGAACAAUCUGAGAUGGUGGGUGUCAUGGCUUGCUGAAAUGACAUGGAAAGACCCUUUCAGACUCAUUUACAUUUAAUAACUGGGUGGAGCUGUGUUAGUCAAAUCAAAUCAAAUCAAAUCAAAUUUUAUUGGUCACAUGCGCCGAAUACAACAGGUGCAGACAUUACAGUGAAAUGCUUACUUACAGCCCUUAACCAACAGUCAGUGAGUGAGUGGUGGCUUGUGUUUGAGUUUGUGUGUUUACAGUGUGUGUGUGUGUGCGCGUGUGCGACAGAGAAUGUUGACAGUAUGUACAGUAUGCGAAUGCGUCCACAGAGUUGCAUUUUCUGUGUUGAGGUUAAAGAGAGAGGGUACUUCCUCCUGCUCUAUUUUUAUCGGUUUCUCACGCUGGCUGGAGUGGAGAUCUCCUUGGUCUCUCGUUGAUGACAGCCCAAGUCCAGGCAUACCUGGGUUCAAAUACUAUUUGAAAUAGUUUCAAAUACUUUAGUUUUGCUUGAUUGAACUUGACUGCUGCAAUGGAACCAAUAGAAUAGUCGCAAAACAUCUGGCACUCCAGGAAGGCGCUCCAGGAAGGCUAAAGCAAACACUCAAAGUAUUUGGAAGAUUUCAAAUAGUAUUUGAACCCAGGUCUGAGCUCAGGCGAAGGUGGCCUUUCAGUUACAGACAACCAAAUGAAGUGCUCUCCUUUCCCCUCUCUCUCUGUGCUGUAAAGAGGGGCUGCUUUGUGGCCUUCAACACCCCUACUCACACCCCUCCCUCCAUUCCAGCCCCCUGUGUGGGAUCACCUUGACGACAGGAAGUUUAUAUAUGUGAGUCAGAGAACAGAUGCAGGCGGAUGGGGGAGGGGCCUGCACCACGGUUCCCGGCUCUCUCCCAGUCAGAGCACCGCUAAGCUGGCUAGGCUAACAGCCGAGCUGGGAGAGAAGAAAAACCCUUCUGGAAAAACCUCCCGCUACAGGGAGCCACAGAAAGAAACGACUGAGGGAAUUCUGGGAAUUCUCUGCUGGCUAGAACACUCAGACUAGGGAAAAAAGGAAGAAAAGCCAGGCAGUAACGGAAGGUACCUCUGUCGGGACUCUGGAGAGAGAGGCUACCCCGGGACAGUUCUUAAAUAAGAUAGAACUCUCAGCCAGCCACGGAGAACUCUUGUCUGUCCAAGUCUUCGUCAGGAGGACUCUUCAGGAAAGGAAAACCUCAGACCAAAUGUAACAGAGCACACUCGGCACAGUCUGGAGAAGAAGAGAGUAGAGUGAGGGAGAGAGAAGGAGAACCGCUGGAGCCAAAUUUGACUGGACUUCACAUUGGAAGUAAGGCAGAAGAAUGUCAAGAAUGAGAGUGGGUGGGGGGAGCACAGAGAUGUGUGUUUCCCCAGUUGGUCACUCUCCCUCUGUCCUUCUGUGUGUGUGUCAUGACGUUGUUUAUAGUUGGCUCUAAAAUGUGCUGAUGUGUGUGUGUGUGUGUGUGUGUGUGUGUGUGUGUGUGUGUGUGUGGGUUGACUGUCAGUUCCCUUUGUGUUAUCCACUCCCUCAUGUGAAGUACCCGGUCUAUACUCUAGGAAGGGCAGGACGAGUGCAUUUAUUAGUGCACACCGCAGCAAAACUUUUUGCAACAGAAAAGGUUUUGUAAGGAAAGCGGGUAUUUCUUAUUGGACAAAUUCAGGUAUCCCUGUUUCGACCCGUUUGCUGUCUAGUGAGAAUACACCCUAGGACAGCCCUCUGACCUAGCCAGGGCCGGAUCCUUGGACUAUGGACAUUAUCGUGUAGGUGUAUCUCCUUUAGCUAAGGCUGCAGAGAUAAAAUAUCAGUGAUAACAUUGUUGCCGACUUGCCGGGAAAGGUUUAAUGAGUCCCUGGCUGGUUGAGUAGCAGUGAAAACAGGAUGUGUGCGUGCGUCUCCCUCCCUUCUUCUCAGCCUGCCUCGAGUCCUUGUCUGUUAUGUAAGUGAAAUACAACCCUUUAGUCAUAUGAUACAUGAGAUACAUGAAGUUGAGUCAAGGUCAUGGUUGUGCAUGUGUGUGUGCAUGGGUACUCGAGAUAUCGAUCUAUGUCUUCACAUCUUUGCAGGGCUCUGCUCCUAAAUUAACAUUCCAGGUCACACAGCAAAAUAUUUAGGCACAUAUGUGAGUAAAAUGGUCGCACUGUAGAGCCCUGCUGUGGCUCACUUACACUUUAUCGGUGCUGUAUCUUCUCUCCAUCUCUCUAUAGUAAGGGUCUCCAACCCUGUUCCUGGAGAGCUACCGUUCUGUAGGUUUUUGCUCCAACCCCAUUUGUAACUAACCUGGUUCAGCUUAUCAACCAGCUAAUUAUUAGAAUCAGGUGUGCUAGAUUAGGGUUGGAGUGAAAACCUACAGGACGGUAGCUCGCCAGGAACAGGGUUGGAGAGCCCUGCCUAUAGCCUAGAAGUGUCUAGUGCACAUGUCAAACUCAUUCCAUGGAGGGCCAAAUGUCUGCAGGUUUUCACUCCUCCCUUGUACUUGACUGAUGAAUUAAGGUCACUAAUUAGUAAGGAACUCCCCUCACCUGGUUGUCUAAGUCUUAAUUGAAAGGAAAAACCAAAAACCAGCAGACACUAGGCCCUCAAUGGAAUGAGUUUGAAACCCCUGGUCUAGUGAGUGUGCUACUUUUGACCAGGGUCAAAAGUAGUGUUCUAUAUAGGGAAUAUGGUUCCAGUUGGGACUCAACCACAGUCUAUGCCAGAGAGUGAGCGGACAACUCAUAGUUGGACUUCCUGUGUGUGUGUGUGUGUGUGUGUGUGUGUGUGUGUGUGUGUGUGUGUUAAAUUGGUCACAAAUACAAGACUGUGUGUGUGUGUGUGUGUGUGUGUGUGUGUGUGUGUGUGUGUGUGUGUGUUAAAUCAGCCUUUUUAGAUGUAGGCAACUGUACUUUUUGAGGGACUUCACGAAUGUCAUGGAUAUAUUGGAACUAGUGGAUAUAUGAAGGCUUAAAUAUCCUGACCUAAUGAGAUAUACAUGGUGGAGGCUCAUUCAAGCUAGUUGUCUUGAUGACUUUCUUAUGUCACUCUCUCUGGCACCAAAAGUUUAAAAAGUGUUGAUAGGGGACAGAAUGCGGUCGGACCAUCACAUAAUUGGCAAUAAUAUUACUCUUACAGAAUUUCCACUUGGGCGAGGGUAUUGGAAAUGUUAUCAAAGCCUAUUGGAUGAUGACGACUUGUUUUUAACUAGGACAGAAUAAUUUAUAACUGACUUUAUCCAACAUAACAUAAGUACAGCAGAUCCCCUUAUUGUAUGGGACACUUUUAAAUGUGCUUUUAGAGGCCAUGCAAUUCAGUACUCAUCUCUAAAACAAAAGCAAUUUAGGGCAAAAGAGUCCAUACUAACAAAGGAAAUAGAAGGUCUAACAACAGAUAGAUAGCAAUAAAAACUGUACCAUAGAGGCUCAGAAUAAGUUAGAGGAAAAACAAAAAUAAAUGGAGGAACUUAUUCAAGAAAGGUCAAGUGUAAUAUAUUAUAAAAAUAAAGCAAACUGGAUGGAAUAUGGGGAAAAUGCACCAAAUUAUUUUUUAAUCUUCAACAUAGAGACGCUACCAAAAAUAAUUAACUGAAACUUGUUACAAAUGAAGGAGUCAUGAUAUUUUGAAAGAGGAAGUACUUCAAGCAUAUGUUUUCAUUUGUCUGCUCCAUCUCCACUAACCGAAGCUAAUUGUUUGGAUUUAUUUUCUAUUAAUAAUGUAAAAUUAACAGCUGUACAGAAAGACUCAUGUGAAGGCCAAAUUACAGAGGAGGAACUUCUUGAUGCAAUUAAAGCCUUUAAGUCCGGGAAAACUCCAGGGCUGGAUGGCAUACCAGUGGAGGUAUACCAAACCUUUUUUUAUAUACUCAGAGGACCGUUAUUAGCAUGUUUUGAUCACUCCUAUAUAAAUGGUAGAUUAUCAGACACUCAACAAGAAGGUCUGAUUUCAUUAUUACUGAAACAGGAUCCAAGUGGUAAAUAUAAAGAUCCAGUCCAUUACACUGUUUUGUGAUGCAAAAUGUAUAGCAAAAUGCUAUAGCGCAUAGAGUUAAAAGUUAUUGUCGGAUAUUAUUAAUCCUAAUCAGACAGGGCUUUUACAUGGACGAUACAUUGGAGAUAAUAUAAGACAAGUACUAGAAACAAUAGAACACUAUGAAAAAUCUGUGAAACCAGGCCUGGUAUUCAUUGCUGACUUUGAAAAGGCCUUUGAUAAAGUACGACAUAUAUAAAUGCCUGGAAAAUUUAAAUUUAGGAGAAUCUCUUAUAAAAUGGGUUAAAGUUAUGGAAAGUAACCCUAUGUGUAAAAUAGUAAAUAAUGGCUACUUCUCAGAAAGUUUUAAACUGUCAAGAGGAGUAAAACAAGGUUAUCCACUAUUGGCAUUACUAUUCAUUAUUGCCAUCGAAAUGUUAGCUGUUACAAUCAGAUCCAACAUUAAUAUUAAGUGGUUAGAAUUCUAGGGCUUAAAAACAAAGGUGUCAUUGUACGCUGAUGAUUCAUGUUUUCUUUUAAAUCCACAAUUUGGAUCCCUCCAUAGCCUCAUAGAGGAUCUAGAUACUUUUUCUUACCUCUCUGGAUUAAAACCAAAUUAUGAAAGUGUACUAUAUUACAUAUUGGAUCACUAAAAAAUACAACUUUUACAUUACCAUGUAGUUUACCAAUAAAAUGGUCUGGUGGUGAUGUGGACAUACUCAGUGUUCAUAACCCAAAAUAAAGAAAUGAUCUCACUACAAUACAUUUAAAUAGAAAGUAGAUAAGAUCUUGUUACCAUGGAAAGGAAAAUAUCUGUCUAUUUGUGGAAAAAUCACCCUGAUUUAACUCUUUAGUCAUAUCCCAGUUUACCUAUUUGCUUUUGAUCUUGCCUAAACCUAGUGACCUGGUUUUUAAAUUAUAUGAGAAAAAAAGAUUCCAUUUUAUUUGGAAUGGCAAGCCAGACAAAAUUAAAAGGGCCUAUUUAAAUAAUGAAUAUGAAUUCGGAGGGCAGAAAUUGAUAAAUAUUAAAGCAUUAGACCUCGCACUAAAGGCGUCAGUCAUACAAAAGCUAUUCUUAAAUCCGAAUUGGUUCUCUAGCAAAUUAUUAAAAAUGUCUCACCCCAUGUUCAAGAAUGGCCUUUUUCCUUUUAUUCAGAUUACAACAUCUCACUUUUGGUUAUUUGAAAACGAAAUAAUCUCCAAAAUAUAGUUAUUAUUAAAACAAACCAUAGAAAGUUGGUUGCAAUUUUUGUUUAAUCCACCAGAAAAGACAGAACUAAUAAUACAACAAAUAUUGUGGUUAAACUCAAAUAUACUAAUUGAUUAAAACAAAAAAGGACUGGUGGAGCUAUGUCACAUAUGCAGCUAACAAAAAUAUAUGGAAAUGUCUGCUCUACCCAAAAUUACAACCAACUAAUUGCAGUAUUACUGCAAAAAUUAAAGAGGCAAGUGGAAGGGGGAAAAAGUAAGGAACUUGUCUGUUGGCCCUGCAUUAAAGACCAAAAUGGUUUAAAGAAAAUCGUGAUAAAUAAAAAUAUAUACCAGUUUCAUUUAAGGAACAAAAAAUUGACAGCUGUGCAAUAUAGAUUGCAAAAUAGUUGGGAAGAGAUUUUCGAUGUACCAAUUCCAUGACACAUGGUUUAUGAACUGAUACGCAAAACGACGCCGGAAGAAUUUUUCCAUUUAAAUUAUUAUACAAAAUUCUUGCAACCAAUAGAAUGUUUUUUAUAUAUAUAUAUAUAUAUAUAUAUAUAUAUAUAUAUAUAUAUAUUAUAUUGGUUGCAAUCCUCCAUAUAUAUAUAUAUAUAUGGGGGAUACAACCUUUCCAGCUCUGCAGAUUUUGCUGCGAAGAGACAGUCAUUAGAUCAUUUAUUUUGGUACUGUCCAUAUGUAGCUUGUUUUUAGUCACAGGUCCAGGAAUGGCUGAAGAAUUGCAACAUUUACUUGGCGCUAACGCUGCAGAUAGCAAUACUGGGUGAUUUGAAAAGUCAUAGACAAUCGAUCAAUAAUAUAAUAAUACUUUUAGCAAAACUGUUUAUCUUUAAUUUACAAUCUGUAGAUACUAUGAAAAUAGAAAGGUUCAGAACUUUUGUGAAGCAUCACAGCACCGUUGAAAAAUAUAUGGCAAAUGGAAAUCCAAUAUGGAUGGUGUUAAGAGAUACAGGGGGGAAAAAAAGUAUUUAGUCAGCCACCAAUUGUGCAAGUUCUCCCACUUAAAAAGAUGAGAGAGGCCUGUAAUUUUCAUCAUAGGUACACGUCAACUAUGACAGACAAAAUGAGAAACAAAAAUCCAGAAAAUCACAUUGUAGGAUUUGUUUAUGAAUUUAUUUGCAACUUAUGGUGGAAAAUUAAGUAUUUGGUAAAUAACAAAAGUUUCUCAAUACUUUGUUAUAUACCCUUUGUUGGCAAUGACACAGGUCAAACGUUUUCUGUAAGUCUUCACAAGGUUUUCACACACUGUUGCUGGUAUUUUGGCCCAUUCCUCCAUGCAGAUCUCCUCUAGAGCAGUGAUGUUUUGGGGCUGUCGCUGGGCAACACAGUCUUUCAACUCCCUCCAAAGAUUUUCUAUGGGGUUGAGAUCUGGAGACUGGCUAGGCCACUCCAGGACCUUGAAAUGCUUCUUACGAAGCCACUCCUUCGUUGCCCGGGCGGUGUGUUUGGGAUCAUUGUCAUGCUGAAAGACCCAGCCACGUUUCAUCUUCAAUGCCCUUGCUGAUGGAAGGAGGUUUUCACUCAAAAUCUCACGAUACAUGGCCCCAUUCAUUCUUUCCUUUACACGGAUCAGUUGUCCUGGUCCCUUUGCAGAAAAACAGCCCCAAAGCAUGAUGUUUCCACCCCCAUGCUUCACAGUAGGUAUGGUGUUCUUUGGAUGCAACUCAGCAUUCUUUGUCCUCCAAACACGACGAGUUGAGUUUUUACCAAAAAGUUAUAUUUUGGUUUCAUCUGACCAUAUGACAUUCUCCCAAUCCUCUUCUGGAUCAUCCAAAUGCACUCUAGCAAACUUCAGACGGGCCUGGACAUGUACUGGCUUAAGCAGGGGGACACGUCUGGCACUGCAGGAUUUGAGUCCCUGGCGGCGUAGUGUGUUACUGAUGGUAGGCUUUGUUACUUUGGUCCCAGCUCUCUGCAGGUCAUUCACUAGGUCCCCCUGUGUGGUUCUGGGAUUUUUGCUCACCGUUCUUGUGAUCAUUUUGACCCCACAGGGUGAGAUUUUGCGUGGAGCCCCAGAUCGAGGGAGAUUAUCAGUGGUCUUGUAUGUCUUCCAUUUCCUAAUAAUUGCUCCCACAGUUGAUUUCUUCAAACCAAGCUGCUUACCUAUUGCAGAUUCAGUCUUCCCAGCCUGGUGCAGGUCUACAAUUUUGUUUCUGGUGUUCUUUGACAGCUCUUUGGUCUUGGCCAUAGUGGAGUUUGGAGUGUGACUGUUUGAGGUUGUGGACAGGUGUCUUUUAUACUGAUAACAAGUUCAAACAGGUGCCAUUAAUACAGGUAACGAGUGGAGGACAGAGGAGCCUCUUAAAGAAGAAGUUACAGGUCUGUGAGAGCCAGAAAUCUUGUUUGUUUGUAGGUGACCAAAUACUUAUUUUCCACCAUAAUUUGCAAAUAAAUUCAUUAAAAAUCCUACAAUGUGAUUUUCUAGAAAAAAUUUCCUCAAUUUGUCUGUCAUAGUUGACGUGUACCUAUGAUAAACUACAGGCCUCUCAUCUUUUUAAGUGGGAGAACUUGCACAAUUGGUGGCUGACUAAAUACUUUUUUUCCCCCACUGUAGAUGGGAGGAGUUGAAUGGAGCUGAAGGGUGGGACUAAUAACAACAAGAUAACAAAUGUAAAAUAUACUGUGUCUGUAAAAUGUAUAUAGGUUCAGAACUUUUGUGAAACAGCACACCUACAAAUAUAUGGCAAAUAGAAAUCAUCAGAAAUAAAUGGGAGAGGUUGAGGGUAGAGGAAGGACUAAAAACAAACAAAAUAUAACUAUUGUAAAAUAGAUUGUGUCCGUAAAAUGUACACUACCGGUCAAGGGUUUUAGAACACGUACUCAUUCAAGGGCUUUUCUUCAUUUUUACUGUUUUGUACAUUGUAGAAUAAUAGUAAAGACAUCAACACUAUGAAAUAACACAUAUAGAAUCAUGUAGUAACCAAAAAAGUGUUGAACAAAUCAAAAUAUAUUUUAUAUUUGAGAUUCUUCAAAUAGCCACCCUUUGCCUUGAUGACAGCUUUGCACACUCUUUGCAUUCUCUCAACCAGCUUCAUGAGGAAUGCUUUUACAACAGUCUUGAAGGAGUUCCCACAUAUGCUGAGCACUUAUUGGCUGCUUUCCUUCACACUGCGGUCCGACUAAUCCCAAACCAUCUCAAUUAGGUUGAGGUCGGGGGAUUGUGGAGGCCAGGUCAUCUGAUGCAGCACUCCAUCACUCUCCUUCUUGGUAAAAUAGCCCUUACACAGCCUGGAGGUGUGUUGGGUUAUUGUCCUGUUGAAAAACAAAUGAUAGUCCCACUAAGCCCAAACCAGAUGGGAUAGCGUGUCGCUGCAGAAUGCUGUGGUAGCCAUGCUGGUUAAGUGUGCCUCGAAUUCAAAAUAAAUCGCUGACAGUGUCACCAGCAAAGCCCCAUCACAUCUCCUCCUCCAUGCUUUACGGUGGGAAAUACACAUGCGGAGAUCAUCCAUACACUCACAUCUCCUCUGAACAGUUGAUGUUGAGAAGUGUCUGUUAUUUAAACUCUGUGAAGCAUUUAUUUGGGCUGCAAUUUAAGAGGCUGGUAACUUAUGAACUUAUCCUCUGCAGCAGAGGUAACUCUGGGUCUUCCAUUCCUGUGGCGGUCCUCAUGAGAGCCAGUUUCAUCAUAGCACUUGAUGGUUUUUGCGACUGCACUUGAAGAAACUUUCAAAGUUCUUGAAAUGUUCCGUAUUGACUGACCUUCAUGUCUUAAAGUAAUGAUGGACUGUCGUUUCUCUUUGCUUAUUUGAGCUGUUCUUGCCAUAAUAUGGACUUGGUCUUUUACCAAAUAGGGCUAUCUUCUGUAUACCUCCCCUACCUUGUCACAACACAACUGAUUGGCUCAAACGCAUUAAGAAGGGAAAAAAUCUACAAAUUAACUCUUGAGAAGGCACACCUGUUAAUUGAAAUGCAUUCCUGGUGACUACCUCAUGAAGCUGGUUGAGAGAAUUACAAGAGUGUGCAAAGCUGUCAUCAAGGCAAAGGGUGGCUAUUUGAAGAAUCUCAAAUAUAAAAUGUAUUUUAAUUUGUUUAACACUUUUUUGGUUACUAUAAUAUUCCAUAUGUGUUAUUUCAAAGGUUUAUUUCACUAUUAUUCUACAAUGAAAAAAAAUAGUACAAAUAAAGAAAAACCCUUGAAUGAGUAGGUGUGUCCAAACUUUUCACUGGUACUGUAUAUAUGUAUAUAUGUAUAUAUAUAUAUAUACAGUGGGGAGAACAAGUUUUUGAUACCCUGCCGAUUUUGCAGGUUUUCCUACUUACAAAGCAUGUAGAGGUCUGUAAUUUGUAUCAUAGGUACACUUCAACUGUGAGAGACGGAAUCUAAAACAAAAAUCCAGAAAAUCACAUUGUAUGAUUUUUAAGUAAUUAAUUAGCAUUUUAUUGCAUGACAUAAGUAUUUGAUACAUCAGAAAAGCAGAACUUAAUAUUUGGUACAGAAACCUUUGUUUGCAAUUACAGAGAUCAUACGUUUCCUGUAGGUCUUGACCAGGUUUGCACACACUGCAGCAGGGAUUUUGGCCCACUCCUCCAUACAAACCUUCUCCAGAUCCUUCAGGUUUCGGGGCUGUCGCUGGGAAAUACGGACUUUCAGCUCCCUCCAAAGAUUUUCUAUUGGGUUCAGGUCUGGAGACUGGCUAGGCCACUCCAGGACCUUGAGAUGCUUCUUACGGAGCCACUCCUUAGUUGCCCUGGCUGUGUGUUUCGGGUCGUUGUCAUGCUGGAAGACCGAUCUUCAAUGCUCUUACUGAGGGAAGGAGGUUGUUGGCCAAGAUCUCGCGAUACAUGGCCCCAUCCAUCCUCCCCUCAAUACGGUGCAGUCGUCCUGUCCCCUUUGCAGAAAAGCAUCCCCAAAGAAUGAUGUUUCCACCUCCAUGCUUCACGGUUGGGAUGGUGUUCUUGGGGUUGUACUCAUCCUUCUUCUUCCUCCAAACACAGCGAGUGGAGUUGAGACCAAAAAGCUCUAUUUUUGUCUCAUCAGACCACAUGACCUUCUCCCAUUCCUCCUCUGGAUCAUCCAGAUGGUCAUUGGUAAACUUCAGACGGGCCUGGACAUGCGCUGGUUUGAGCAGGGGGACCUUGCGUGCGCUGCAGGAUUUUAAUCCAUGACGGCGUAGUGUGUUACUAAUGGUUUUCUUUGAGACUGUGGUCCCAGCUCUCUUCAGGUCAUUGACCAGGUCCUGCCGUGUAGUUCUGGGCUGAUCCCUCACCUUCCUCAUGAUCAUUGAUGCCCCACGAGGUGAGAUCUUGCAUGGAGCCCCAGACCGAGGGUGAUUGACCGUCAUCUUGAACUUUUUCCAUUUUCUAAUAAUUGCGCCAACAGUUGUUGCCUUCUCACCAAGCUGCUUGCCUAUUGUCCUGUAGCCCAUUCCAGCCUUGUGCAGGUCUACAAUUGUAUCCCUGAUGUCCUUACACAGCUCUCUGGUCUUGGCUAUUGUGGAGAGGUUGGAGUCUGUUUGAUUGAGUGUGUGGACAGGUGUCUUUUAUACAGGUAACGAGUUCAAACAGGUGCAGUUAAUACAGGUAAUGAGUGGAGAACAGGAGGGCUUCUUAAAGAAAAACCAACAGGUCUGUGAGAGCCGGAAUUCUUACUGGUUGGUAGGUGAUCAAAUACUUAUGUCAUGUAAUAAAAUGCAAAUUAAUUACUUAAAAAUCAUACAAUGUUUUGUGUGUAUAUAUAUAUAUAUAUAUAUAUAUACACACACACACAAAAAAAAGAAAAAAAGGGGGAGAAUUCUAAUUAAGUCUAUGGUAUGUGCCUGUGUGUAGAUGGGCCAUCUUAAGUACGUACCUGUUUGCGGUGCUGCUCUCUGGCAGAGAGGAAAGGCAUGCAACUAUUUUUAUCCGUCUGGGAACAGGAGCCCCUUUGUGAAGCAACUAUGGAGGAAAGGAAAUGGAUUGGAAACUGAAGUCCGCUCUGUAGAAAUAGCGUUACUUACCCACAUUCAUCCACUUCUUCUGACCCAAUCAUUCUAUCAAUACAUACACGCAAGCACACUUGCGCACCGCUCACUCACGCACAACUGCACAACAAGCACUCAAAAAGCACAGUCGUACAUCUAAAAAGGCUGAUACACAAUACACAGGCACGCACACACACUCACCCACGCUCACAUCUCUGUGUCACAUUUGUUCACACACACUCAAAUUGGCCCAUCCAUUCAGUAGGAGUGCUUUAAGCAUGGGACUGGAUGUGCUUCCUCCUCUGUUUGCUUUCCUGGCCACAUGACAUUGCACAACCCCGGGUUUCAUUUCUCUGAGCACUGUGUGUCUUGCUCUCUCGCUUUCUCUUCAUCUCUCUCUCUCUCUCUCUCGCUCUCUAUCUCUCUCUCUCUCUCUCUCUCUCUCUCUCUCUCUCUCUCUCUCUCUCUCUCUCUCUCUCUCUCUCUUCUCACUCACUCACUCUCUCUCUCUCUCUGUGUAGAUCAUCACUCCGUGUCGUCGGCUGAUUCUGUGUGCGGACAACAGGAAAGAGAUGGAGGACUGGAUGUCAGCCCUGAAGAGCGUUCAGAACAGAGAACACUUUGAGGUGAGGGCAAGGUCAGAGGUCAGGGGUCACUCUUCUCUCCCUCUCUUCUCAUCCAAUCCCAGGGUGCAUCCCAAUAAUCUCUCCUUCCUUCUGAAGUGUGCACUCGUUCACUACUCCCCACAAAUUGUGAAACGUUAGAUUGGUGUAUCCAUGGGCUAGAGGGAGUUUCCAUAUACCAGUAAUUUCCUUCCAAAUCCCUGAAGGUACAUAAACAAGACGCACACUUCAGGAAAGCAGAGAUACCUGGUCCCCCCCCCCCCAUGGUAAUAGCUCCGAUUUGACCUUUGGUAGAUUAGUUGUAAAUUUCACCGUAUCGUUAUUGCCUUUCUAAUCCAUGUAUAUCUACGCUAAUGUCUGCACAGGGUUUCUUAAACCUGGUCCUGUUGGACUUGACGGGUGCACGUUUUUGUUAUAGCCCAACACUAACACACCUGAUUCAACUUCUCAUCAAAACAGGAAGCCUUUGAUUAGUUGAAUCAAGUGUAGCCUAUUAGUGGUGGGUAAGAAGAAGAACAGAAAUCCAAUCCUCUGUGGGUCCCCAGGAUCAGGGGGACGAUUUAGGACUUAUUUCCCCUCUCUCGUCUCCUCUGUUCCCCUCCCAGUCCACCCAGUAUAGCAUGGACCACUUCUCUGGGAUGCAUAACUGGUAUGCCUGCUCCCACGCCCGCCCCACCUACUGCAACGUGUGCCGCGAGGCCCUCUCCGGAGUCACCUCGCACGGACUGUCCUGUGAAGGUACGUACCUCUCCGAACACAUAACACACACACACUGCCCUAGCUAUAUGCCAGCUAAAGGUCCGGAUCCAGAAUUCUAAAUAAUAUUAGGAUCUGUUAUGAUUGUCAUGGGUCUCGAGUAUGUGUAAUUUUAGCUGACUUGUCCGAGAGGGAGAGGGGGAGAAUCAUAGAAUAAUUUAUGCUGCUGUUCUUCCUUUUCACGAGAUUGGAGUGUGGCACGUGUAGCUUGUUGUUGUUGGCCAAUCAUAAGUCAUCAAAGUGGCAAUAGGCUACAGUCAUAGAGCCUCAGUGUGUGGCAAAAGUUAGGAGAUAUCUAAUCAAUGGAAGACGGAAUAAAAAUGACGGAGUUAAAGGAGAAGGGUAGGCUACAACGACCAAGAGCCAACAGGUAGGCUGCUACUUAAUAUUCUGAGGAGUUGUUGUUAUUUGUAACUGUAGGAUGAGAAAGUGCAUGCACUGCAGCCUCAAUUAGCCUAGCUAGCUGAUGUUAGCUAGCUUGACUAGCUUCUCUCGGUUUGAUGCAGUCAAGACGGGUACUACGUAAUCCAUAUUUUAUGAUAAAUAACCUAGCUAUGGUAGAUAAUAGUCUACAAUAGUGCGAGUCGGCUUGGUUGGUUGCUGUCUCUCGUCUCCCCCUUCCCCCUCCCUGCUCCCUGUUUCACUCGCUCACAGAACGGCCCCUUCCCUGCCUGCUAGAGCAGCACCUCGACCUCUCUCUCCCUCCUCUCACGCUUUAUCAGCUCCAGUUAAUAACGUAGCUUAAAAAAUGACUUUUCUGGUGCUUCCCUCACUCGGAUCGAACCGGGUCCAUUCAUUUCUAUUGGGCACAAAAUAAUCUGAAAAACAACCAAAACAAACAGCAAAUGUGUCCCAACAAAUUUGUAGAGUCACAAGCUUGAUGUAGUCAUUGCAUGCUAUGAAUAUGGGACCAAAUACUUAACUUUUUACUACUUUAAUUCACAUUUAAGGGAAUUUGUCCCAAUACUUUUGGUCCCCUAAAACGGGGGGACUAUGUACAAAAAGUGCUGUAAUUUCUAAAUGGUUCACCCAAUAUGGAUGAAAAUACACUCAAAUUAAAGCUGACAGUCUGCACUUUAACCUCAUAGUCAUUGUAUAAUUUCAGUGCUGGAUUACAGAUUCAAAAGAACAAAAAAUGUGUCACUUUCCCAAUUUAAUUUUGGAGCUCACUGUAUGUGAUUGCGUCUCAAUGUAUUCAAGCUAUGAAAUUAUUGUAUUUGAAAAUAACAAUCUCUUUUUGGGCUUACUUGUAGUUCAUUUGCAGUGUUCAAAUUAUUAUAAUUAUGUUCCGGCCCCCGAGCAUCCGCUCUGACAAAUAUCUGCCCGCGGCUGAAUCUAGUUGCCUACCCCUGCCCUAGAGGGUAGUGACUUCCCUUCCCCAACAUAUACCACUCAAAGCUACUUCUUAACAAACGGCCUAGUACAGCACAAUUAUACCUCCACUCCCCCUAUACACACACAUACACUCCAGAAGCUAGAGUCACCUGCCAAAAGCCAUAAACUGUCCCAAAAGGGGACCAUUGUUCAUUCUGAGAGAGGAAUUGCUGCAUUUCUUCAGUUAACCCCAGACGCCGGCACAUACAGAUGACACUGUCCCAGACCCUUUAUGUCCAAAAAGCUUGUAAAACAUACAUCUCUCCUCUUGGCUUUCUUAGAAGGAGCCUCAGGAAUGUAUGUGGAGCACAGCAGGGGGAGAAUGAACCAAAACUGCUGUAUAUCACAGUUUGGGCCUUGAAGGCACAUUGUAUCGUUGUGGGAAGUGGGUUACACUGCUGCUGCUGAUCUCUACAGCUGCAUCCCAAAUGCCCCCCUAUUCCCUGUGUAGUACACUACUUUGGCCUCAUUGGGCUCUGGUAGUGCACUAUAUAAGGAAUAGGGGGCCAUUUGGGAUGCUCUAUGCUACAUCUGUUCAAGCAACACUGUAAUGCAAUGCGGCAGGGAAGGGAAAUGCUAUAGCCAACACAUAGUAUCAGGGUGAUCUUUAGUAACUUCACCCUCGUGUUAUUCUAUCCAAACGCAAUGUCAAAGGUAAUGCUAUCUAUCUAACACACCAUCUGUCUCUGUGUACUGGUGUAAUGUUGCGUCACAGUGUGUGCAUGUGGGUGUCUGUGUGUCUGUCUUUUUGUAUGUGUGUGUGUGUGUAUCAAUCUGAUGCAUUUCUCAUUUUACAUUUUAGUCAUUUAGCAGACGCUCUUAUCCAGAGCGACUUACAGGAGCAAUUAGGGUUAAGUGCCUUGCUCAAGGGCACAUCGACAGAUUUUACACCUAAUCAGCUCGGGGAUUAGAACCAGCGACCUUUCGGUUACUGGCACAACACUCUUAACCACUAAGCUACCUGCCGCUUCUCCUUCCCACAGUGUGUAAAUUCAAGGCCCACAAACGCUGUGCUGUCCGAGCCACCAACAACUGCAAGUGGACUACUCUGGCAUCCAUUGGGAAGGACAUCAUCGAAGAUGAGGAUGGGGUGAGUGCUGAUCUUGGGUAGGUUUAGGAUUGGGGAGGGGAAGCUGAUCCUAGAUCUGUACCUAGGGGAAACUUCACCCUGGAGCUGUGUGAGGGCUCCUCAAAAAUAGGUCCCCUGAACCCCUGCUAGAUAGGAGUGCAGUAUAGCCGGUUUAUUAAACAUAAUUAAAAUUAUGCAAAAGCAUACAUAAAAUAUGUCAUACAAUAUUAAAAAGAAAAAACAUGCAACAUUAAAAAACGGGUUUAAAAAAUCCAUAAUAUCCUAUAUGGACAGUGUAUCAAGAAAUGUAUGUACGUAAAGCCUAUAUAGACUCACUUCAGCCUUAUAAUCAAUGUAUUCAACAAAUUGUUGAUUACAAGUAGUAGCCUAUAGCUCCCGUGCGCACUAUUCCUGCUGUUAAAGACGUCUGGAAUUAUACCUACAGUGAGGGAAAAAAGUAUUUGAUCCCCUGCUGAUUUUGUACGUUUGCCCACUGACAAAGUAAUGAUCAGUCUAUAAUUUUAAUGGUAGGUUUAUUUGAACAGUGAGAGACAGAAUAACAACAAAAAAAUCCAGAAAAACGCAUGUCAAAAAUGUUAUAAAUUGAUUUGCAUUUUAAUGAGGGAAAUAAGUAUUUGACCCCUCUGCAAAACAUGACUUAGUACUUGGUGGCAAAACCCUUGUUGGCAAUCAGAGGUCAGAUGUUUCUUGUAGUUGGCCACCAGGUUUGCACACAUCUCAGGAGGGAUUUUGUCCCACUCCUCUUUGCAGAUCUUCUCCAAGUCAUUAAGGUUUCGAGGCUGACGUUUGGCAACUCGAACCUUCAGCUCCCUCCACAGAUUUUCAAUGGGAUUAAGGUCUGGAGACUUGGCAAGGCCACUCCAGGACCUUGAUAUGCUUCUUCUUGAGCCACUCCUUUGUUGCCUUGGCCGUGUGUUUUGGGUCAUUGUCAUGCUGGAAUACCCAUCCACGACCCAUUUUCAAUGCCCUGGCUGAUGGAAGGAGGUUAUCACCCAAGAUUUGACGGUACAUGGCCCCGUCCAUCGUCCCUUUGAUGCGGUGAAGUUGUCCUGUCCCCUUAGCAGAAAAACACCCCCAAAGCAUAAUGUUUCCACCUCCAUGUUUGACGGUGGGGAUGGUGUUCUUGGGGUCAUAGGCAGCAUUCCUCCUCCUCCAAACACGGCGAGUUGAGUUGAUGCCAAAGAGCUCGAUUUUGGUCUCAUCUGACCACAACACUUUCACCCAGUUCUCCUCUGAAUCAUUCAGAUGUUCAUUGGCAAACUUCAGACGGGCAUGUAUAUGUGCUUUCUUGAGCAGGGGGACCUUGCGGGCGCUGCAGGAUUUCAGUCCUUCACGGCGUAGUGUGUUACCAAUUGUUUUCUUGGUGACUAUGGUCCCAGCUGCAUUGAGAUCAUUGACAAGAUCCUCCUGUGUAGUUCUGGGCUGAUUCCUCACCGUUCUCAUGAUCAUUGCAACUCCACGAGGUGAGAUCUUGCAUGGAGCCCCAGGCCGAGGGAGAUUGACAGUUCUUUGUGUUUCUUCCAUUUGCGAAUAAUCGCACCAACUGUUGUCACCUUCUCACCAAGCUGCUUGGUGAUGGUCUUGUAGCCCAUUCCAGCCUUGUGUAGGUCUACAAUUCUGUCCCUGACAUCCUUGGAGAGCUCUUUGGUCUUGGCCAUGGUGGAGAGUUGAUUGAUUGCUUCUGUGGACAUGUGUCUUUUAUACAGGUAACAAACUGAGAUUAGGAGCACUCCCUUUAAGAGUGUGCUCCUAAUCUCAGCUCGUUACCUGUAUAAAAGACACCUGGGAGCCAGAAAUCUUUCUGAUUGAGAGGGGAUCAAAUACUUAUUUCCCUCAUUAAAAUGCAAAUCAAUUUAUAACAUUUCUGACAUGCAUUUUUCUGGAUUUUUUUGUUGUUAUUCUGUCUCUCACUGUUCAAAUAAACCUACCAUUAACAUUAUAGACUGAUCAUUUCUUUGUCAGUGGGCAAACGUACAAAAUCAGCAAGGGAUCAAAUACUUUUUUCCCUCACUGUACAACAGGGUCAAUCAGUUUGUUCUCAAAGCUAAUUCCCAUUCACUACUACAUAAAUAAAUUAUAAUAAAUAAUAUAAAAAAUUAAUAUAAAUAAAUAAACACUCACUGCCCUUACUCAUUCACUCACACUUUGGGUACAAAACAUCCUGUGGGAACAAAGCACUAAAAGCAGUGGUGUAGUGUGUAUAAAGCAGGACAGGGCUUGGUUUUGUACUGUGUGGUGGAUAUUUGAGAGGUAAGAGGAUGCUGUUCAGACAAACUCACCAGAAAGAAACUAUUUGUUUGCAUUACUAAAUAUCUCAAGUCCGUUUUCAAAUGUUUUUAUCAUAUAGAGUUUAAAACUGCUGGAAUAAUAUGCCACUGUGUUGUUAGUUUUGUGAAGAAAUGCAGCCUACACAUUUACACAGAACAAAAAUAUAAAUGCAACAUUGAAAGAGUCCCAUGUUUCAUGAGCUGAAAUAAAAGAUCCCAGAAAUUUUCCAGACGCACAAAAAACGUAUUUAAAUCUUUGCCACAAAUUUGUUUACGUCCCUGUUAGUGAGCAUUUCUCCUUUGCAAAUAUAAUCUAUCCACCUGACAGGUGUGGCAUAUCAAGAAGCUGAUUAAACAGCAUGAUCAUUACACAGGUGCACCUUGUGCUGGGAACUAUAAAAGGCCACUCUAAAAUGUGCAGUUUGGUCACACAACACAAUGCCACAGAUGUCUCAAGUUUUGAGGGAGCGUGCAAUUGGCAUGCUGACUGCAGGAAUGUCCACCAGAGCUUUUGCCAAAUAAUUUAAUGUUCAUUUCUCUGUCAUAAGCUGCCUCCAAGUUCGCUUUAGAGAAUUUGGCAGUAUCUCCAACCGGCCUCACAACCGCAGACCACAUGUAACCACGCCAGCCCAGGACCUCCACAUCCGGCUUCCCUUUAGUGCAAUUUGUUGUCUAUGGGCAAAGGAUGGUUCCCCUCUCUCUCUCCCUCUUUCUCUCCUGCCCUCUUUCUCCCUCCCUCCCUUCCUCCCUCUCUAACCCACUCUCUCGCUCUGUCUCUCAAUUCAAUUCUAAAGGCUUUAUUGGCAUGAAAAGUGUAACCACAUAGUGUUUGCAAGGCAAUGAUGACAGAAAUAAAUACUUACUGAAAAUAACAGUAACUUCUCCCUCACUGUAGAUCUCUUUGCCUCACCAGUGGCUGGAGGGCAACCUGCCGGUCAGUGCUAAGUGUACAGUGUGUGACAAGACGUGUGGCAGUGUGCUCCGACUGCAGGAUUGGCGCUGCCUCUGGUGCAAGGCCAUGGUGAGUCUGCGUGCGUGCGUAUUUGGGUAUGUUUUUGAGGGAUAAGUGCAAAUCGGAUAAGUGCAAACUGCAUUACUAUACUUUUCAGCAGCCACAAUACAGUAGUCAUGUAUUUUUUAUUUCUGCAUGCACUGAUUCAUGACACAUUCACAACAGUCACUAGGCCAUUGUACUUAUCAGGUUGUUGACUCUACAUACUUGUCGUAAUGCUCUGACUAAAAAUAGAGUGUGUGUUUGUGUGUGUGUGCGCGCAUGCGUGCAUGCAUGUUUAUGUCCAGGUGCACAUGGUGUGUAAGGAGCAGCUAUCCACUAAGUGUCCUUUGGGGCAGUGUAAGGUGUCGGUCAUCCCCCCCACAGCCCUCAACAGCAUCGACUCAGACGGUGAGCUUUCCCUCCCCCAAUCCUAACCUUAACUAUUAUUGGGGAAAGUGCUAAACUGACCCAAGAUCAGGGGCAACUUCACUUUACACCUGUGUUUGUGGGUGAACAGGACACAUAGGGAUGUCUGCGUGACCGGCCAGGGAGUGUUCAUUAGGCCUAGGGUUGCGAAAUUCAAAACUUUCCCAAAAUUCCCAGGUUUUCCAGAAAUCCCAGUUGGAAGACUCUCGGAAUUAUAAGGUAAUAAGCACAAAAUUCAGAAUUUUUCAACAAUUUUUUAAGCAAAACCUGGACAUUUUGGGAAUGUUAACGUAGCAUUUUUUGUUUUGUUUUAUACGCUCUUUCUUAUUAGAUGUUAGGGGCUGGUUUCCCAGACACAGAUUAAGCCUAUUCCUGGACUAAAAAGCAUGCUCAAUGGAGAUUCUCCAUUAAUCUGUGUCCGGGAAACCGACCCUAGAAGUUCAGGUGUGUGCCAGAGUCUGGUAUAGCGGUUAAAGCUCCUGACUCCGGACCUUGUUUACUCUCCUGGCAACAGGGGUUGGAUGCUGUUCCUGUCUGUGGCCCUCUAUGUGCCUGUCAUUGGUCCUCAUCUGCCUGUCAUUGGUCCUCAUCUGUCUGUUACUGUUUUUCAUUGUUCCUCAUCUGCCUGUCAUUGGUCCUCAGGGUUCUGGAAGGCCACCUGCCCGCCCUCCUGCACCAGCCCUCUCCUGGUGUUCGUCAACAGUAAAAGCGGAGACAACCAGGGCAUCAAGUUCCUGCGGCGCUUUAAACAGCUGCUCAACCCCGCCCAAGUCUUUGACCUCAUGAACGGGGGGCCGCACCUCGGGUGAGUCUGCCCUGUGUGCGUGCGUACGUGCAUGCGUCUUACAUGCUGUGUGUGUUUCCGACGGCACUGUGUGUGUAUUGCUGCUUGUCUUAGAGGGCUCUCUCUUCUGUGUCUCUCCUAGUUUGCGGCUCUUCCAGAAGUUCGACACGUUCCGGAUCCUAGUGUGUGGGGGUGACGGCAGCGUGGGCUGGGUCCUCUCUGAGAUCGACACUCUGACGCUCCACAAACAGGCAAGUUCACACACCCCCCCUUCAUCUGCACUGAGCUGAAAAUAAACUUCCAUCAGUUGGGCUACACCCACUGAAUCUUGGGCUCGUUCUCAAUUCGUGUUUCCUUGAUUACUCACGUUCUUGGACAUCAGACUUUCUCAUCCAAUGGGUUUUGGGAAGGAGGCGAGGAGAGAACUCGAGAAAAGACGAAUUGAGAAAGAGCUUUGGCUACGCUCCCAUCAUCCCUAAGCAAGCCCUGAGCCUAGCAGGCAGCUCUGGCUACUGUGCCAGCCAGCCAGCCGCUCUCAUGUUUCCCUUGUUCCUCUUUCAACAAUCUAGUAACAAAGAUACCGUUUUGUCACACUGCCUGCCUCUAUUAGAUAGAUGGACAGAUAAACAAACAGACACUGCCCUCUGCUGGUUGUGAGGUAGUGAAGUCCUGGCUUUCCGGACUCUGUUCACAUGUAUUCGUUUUUCUCGAUUACACGAACUCUUUGCUCGAAACAGGGUUCACUUUUGCAAAACAGUUACCAAAUCCCACUAAACUCAAUUGUGUUUGCCAAAACAACACUUUUCUCUUUCAAAAUGCACUAACACCAUCAACUUAAAAUACCUGUCAUAAAAUAACUCUUAUCAAAACAGUAUCAUUUGUCGUUUAAUGAGGAGAUGACUUUUGCAACAUCCUAGAGCAUGUAAUACAUGUGAAAAAUCAAGCUGAAACCAUCAAAAUAGCAUAAUUUGUCAAUGAAUGAGUAGGUAAUUUCACCAUUCAAUAGAUAAUAACUAUAACCAUCAAUAUGCAUUUCUAUGACAAAAACAAAAUGGUAGGAGUUACUAAUCAAAGAUUUUGUAUAAGUGAGCUGUAUUCAUGUUUUCUGAAUUAGGAUUAAAUGGGGGAGAACAGGGCUAAAUGUAACAGGGGUCAGUUGUAACAGGAUAAAUAACUUGUUGUGUUGCAGUGCCAGCUGGGUGUUCUGCCCCUGGGGACAGGAAAUGACCUCGCCCGUGUCCUGGGCUGGGGCUCGGCCUGCGACGACGACACACAGCUGCCUCAAAUACUGGAGAAGCUUGAGAGGGCCAGCACCAAGAUGCUUGACAGGUAAGAGAGGUAGGGAGGGAGGAGGACAGAGAGAGGGAGGGAGGAGGUAGAGGGGGGAGAAGUUGUAGAGAGCCAGCACCGAGAUGCUCGACAGGUAGGUGAGGGAGAGGGAGGAGGACGGUGAGGAGUGAAAGAAAAAGAGACUUAGGGAGGAGGAGAGAGAACAGGGGGUGAGGGAAAUAAUCACCAAGAUGCUUGACAGGUGAGAGAGGGAUGAAGAGGGAGGAAGAGCAGGUAACUAACUGUUAAAAAGACACCAUUAAAGGAACCAUAUGCAGAAAUCGCUCCACCAUUUCCUGGUUGUUAAAAUUCUAACAGUUGGCCCAAUUUCAGUUUAUGUGACAAAACAAGCAGUAAUUGUGUAGAGAAUCAUUGUACUAUCGAAACCGCUGUGAAAUAUGUUUCCCAUAACCAGAAAUAUUGUAUUUUAAGCUGUUUGAAGCUUGUGUACAAAACCGAAAAUAAAAGACGAAAAAACUAAACUUAAGAACGGGAAACAUAGAAAUAGAGCACAUAGAACAGAUCUACUGCUUCUUAGACUUGCUUUCAAUGAGAAUGACAGAUCUAUAACUCAAUUUUCUAUGUGAAUUUGGUCGGGUCGCCCAAAAAGUUACAUAUUGUAGCUUUAAGCCAGCUAUCAUUACUCAAAGAAGUUUCUCCUGGUCAGGUCAGGAAGAAAAAACUCCCAGCCCGUAAACUAUCCAUUGUUUUUAUUUUGUGCCCAGGUGGAGUAUUAUGGUGUACGAGACGAAGUUCCCGCGGCAACAUUCCAGCUCCAUGGUGACGGAGGAUUGCAGCGAUGACUCUGAGGUACCUGUCAAUUACAUACAUUCCUGUCAUACACAUCCUGAUAAUUUUAAUUGAAUUAGAGUACAAUUGCAGUUACAUGCCAUUUAUGGAGUCAUUAGACACUUGUCUUCAGAUAUACAGUGAGGGAAAAAAGUAUUUGAUCCCCUGCUGAUUUUGUACGUUUGCCCACUGACAAAGACAUGAUCAGUCUAUAAUUUUAAUGGUAGGUUUAUUUGAACAGUGAGAGACAGAAUAACAACAAAAAAAUCCAGAAAAACGCAUGUCAAAAAUGUUAUGAAUUGAUUUGCAUUUUAAUGAGGGAAAUAAGUAUUUGACCCCUCUGCAAAACAUGACUUAGUACUUGGUGGCAAAACCCUUGUUGGCAAUCAAAGAGGUCAGACAUUUCUUGUAGUUGGCCACCAGGUUUGCACACAUCUCAGGAGGGAUUUUGUCCCACUCCUCUUUGCAGAUCUUCUCCAAGUCAUUAAGGUUUCGAGCCUGAUGUUUCGAGCCUGACCUUCACAGAUUUUCUAUGGGAUUAAGGUCUGGAGACUGGCUAGGCCAUUCCAGGACCUUAAUGUGCUUCUUCUUGAGCCACUCCUUUGUUGCCUUGGCCAUGUGUUUUGGGUCAUUGUCAUGCUGGAAUACCCAUCCACGACCCAUUUUCAAUGCCCUGGCUGAGGGAAGGAGGAUCUCACCCAAGAUUUGACGGUACAUGGUGCCGUCCAUCGUCCCUUUGAUGCGGUGAAGUUGUCCUGUCCCCUUAGCAGAAAAACACCCCCAAAGCAUAAUGUUUCCACCUCCAUGUUUGACGGUGGGGAUGGUGUUCUUGGGGUCAUAGGCAGCAUUCCUCCUCCUCCAAACACGGCGAGUUGAGUUGAUGCCAAAGAGCUCGAUUUUGGUCUCAUCUGACCACAACACUUUCAACCAGUUCUCCUCUGAAUCAUUCAGAUGUUCAUUGGCAAACUUCAGACGGGCCUGUAUAUGUGCUUUCUUGAGCUCAGCUGGUAGAGCACGGCGCUUAUAACGCCAAGGUAGUGGGUUCGAUCCCUGGGACCACCCAUACACAAAAAAAAUGUAUGCACGCAUGACUGUAAGUCGCUUUGGAUAAAAGCGUCUGCUAAAUGGCAUAUUAUUAUUUAUUAUUAUUGAGCAGGGGGACCUUGCGGGCGCUGCAGGAUUUCAGUCCUUCACGGCGUAGUGUGUUACCAAUUGUUUUCUUGGUGACUAUGGUCCCAGCUUCCUUGAGAUCAUUGACAAGAUCCUCCCGUGUAGUUCUGGGCUGAUUCCUCACCGUUCUCAUGAUCAUUGCAACUCCACGAGGUGAGAUCUUGCAUGGAGCCCCAGGCCGAGGGAGAUUGACAGUUCUUUUGUGUUUCUUCCAUUUGCGAAUAAUCGCACCAACUGUUGUCACCUUCUCACCAAGCUGCUUGGCGAUGGUCUUGUAGCCCAUUCUAGCCUUGUGUAGGUCUACAAUCUUAACCCUGACAUCCUUGGAGAGCUCUUUGGUCUUGGCCAUGGUGGAGAGUUUGGAAUCUGAUUGAUUGAUUACUUCUGUGGACAGGUGUCUUUAACAGGUAACUAUUAAAUAACUAACUCUGCCCAACAACACUAACUCUCCCCCUCCCAUGAACUGAAAUUGUAGCUUAUCCACAUGAGUUUGUUGUUGUAAUAUUGUUUGACUUACAUUGUUGUAUAUACAGUUGAAGUCGGAAGUUUACAUACAUCUUCGCCAAAUACAUUUAAACUCAGUUUUUCACAAUUCCUGACAUUUAAUCCUAGUAAAAAUUCCCUGUCUUAGGUCAGUUAGGAUCACCACUUUAUUUUAAGAAUGUGAAAUGUCAGAAUAAUAGUAGAGAUAAUUAUUUAUUUCAGCUUUUAUUUAUUUCAUCACAUUCCCAGUGGGUCAGAAGUUUACAUACACUCAAUUAGUAUUUGGUAGCAUUGCCUUUAAAUUGUUUAACUUGGGUCAAACGUUUCAGGUAGACUUCCACAAGCUUCCCACAAUAAUUUGGGUGAAUUUUGGCCCAUUCCUCCUGACAGAGCUGGUGUAACUGACUCAAGUUUGUAGGCCUCCUUGCUCGCACACACUUUUUCAGUUCUGCCCACACAUUUUCUAUAGGAUUGAGGUCAGGGCUUUGUGAUGGCCACUCCAACACCUUGACUUUGUUGUCCUUAAGCCAUUUUGCCACAACUUUGGAAGUAUGCUUGUGGUCAUUGUCCAUUUGGAAGACCCAUUUGCGACCAAGCUUUAACUUCCUGACUGAUGUCUUGAGAUGUUGCUUCAAUAUAUCCAAUAACAACAGUUCUAUUUUUGUUUCAUCAGACCAUAGGACAUUUCUCCAAAAAGUACAAUCUUUGUCCCCAUGUGCAGUUGCAAACCGUAGUCUGGCUUUUUUAUGGCGGUUUUGGAGCAGUGGCUUCUUCCUUGCUGAGUGGCCUUUCAGGUUAUGUCGAUAUAGGACUCGUUUUACUGAGGAUAUAGAUACUUUUGUACCUGUUUCCUCCAGCAUCUUCACAAGGUCCUUUGCUGUUGUUCUGGGAUUGAUUUGCACUUUUCGCACCAAAGUACGUUCAUCUCUAGGAGACAGAACGUGUCUCCUUCCUGAGCGGGAUGACGGCUGCAUGGUCCCAUGGUGUUUAUACUUGCGUCCUAUUGUUUGUACAGAUAAACGUGGUACCUUCAGGCGUUUGGAAAUUGCUCCCAAGGAUGAACCAGACUUGUGGAGGUCUACAAUUUUUUUUCUGAGGUCUUGACUUCUGACCCACUGAAAUUGUGAUACAGUGAAUUAUUAGUGAAAUAAUCUGUCUGUAAACAAGCUGCUGCCAAGCGUUUGUGUGCGUAUGCGUGUGUCUGUGCCUGUGUGUGUGUGUCUAUUUCACAGUCCCCGCUGUUCCAUAAAGUGUAUUUUUAUCUGUUUUUUUAAUAUGAUUAUACUGCUUGCAUCAGUUACCUGAUGUGGAAUAGAGUUCCAUGUAGUCAUGGCUCUAUGUAGUACUGUGCGCCUCCCAUAGUCUGUUCUGGACUUGGGGAUUGUGAAGAGACCUCUGGUGGCAUGUCUUGUGGUGUAUGCAUGGGUGUCCGAGCUGUGUGCUAGGAGUUUAACAGAAGGCUCGGUGCAUUCAGCUUGUCAACACUUCUUACAAAAACAAUUAGUGAUGAAGUCAAUCUCUCCUCCACUUUGAGCCAUGAGAGAUUGUCAGACUUCUCCCCAUUUUAGUUACUGUCGUAUCAACAUGUUUUGACCAUGAAUGCACUGUAUGUGGUGAUGCUGUGCAGUUGAAGACACAUUUCCUAAAGACUAGCCUGUUUUCGACCUUGAUUGUUACCUGUGCCACAGGUGCAACAUAUUCUGACCUAUGAGGACUCUGUGGCGGCCCACCUGUCCAAGAUCCUGACUUCAGAUCAGCACUCAGUGGUCAUCUCCUCGGCUAAGUAUGUCUGUCGCUUCAAUCAGUCUGCCUACCUGCUAUGUCCAUACCGUUUCUUAUGUCCAGCUUCACUAUCGCAAGUGUAUUUAGGAGUAGGUUUCCGUUGCCCUGACUGUGUUGUGCGUGUUCGUAGGGUACUGUGUGAAACAGUGAAGGACUUUGUGGCUCGAGUGGGGAAGGCCUAUGAGAAGAACAAGGAGAGCUCAGAGGAGUCAGAGGCUAUGGCCAAAAAGGUAAGCUGUGAGGAACCAUUGCUUUGUACCAAUUAUCUCACCUUCCUCCCAACGUGUGCAGUUGUUCACAUCCCUUCACUGAUUUUAUGUAAAUAAUUGGUAUAGGAAAUAUGGUGGAUAAUCCCUCCAGCCAUGUUUGCACUAAUGAAGUGAAUACGAUCUGUGUUGAUUGGUUGCAGUGUGGGGUUCUGAAGGAGAAGCUGGACUCGCUGCUGAAGACACUCAACGAGGAGGCACAGGCAUCUACUAUGAUGCCUGCCCCUCCUCCCACCAUCACUGAGGAGCAGGAAGAGGGCGAGGAGGUUCUUGUGCCAUCACCCGCCCGCCCCCCGUGCUCCCCCAGGCCCCUGACAGCCAUCUUUAAACCCAGGGAACAGCUGAUGCUGAGAGCCAACAGCCUGAAGAAAGCCAUCAGGCAGAUUAUCGAGCACACUGAGAAAGGUGAGAUGUUACCUUCCUACUGCUACUUCUGUUCUGUUGGGGUCAAUUCAGAAAGUAACCUGAAUUUCCAAUUCCAAUUCAGACCUCCAUGAAAAGCAGUUGCCACAGUAGAGCAGGACUCCUUGUAGCCAUGUCUCAGAUCAGACUUGCAGAGUAUGAUAGUUAUUGGAAUUUCAGUUUACUUCCUGAAUUGAGUGAGGUGAAAUGGAAUGGACGUACCCCGACCCUGAGAUAAUAUAGUUGCUAUCUAUACUCAUCCAAAAGAGAGCGGUUUUACCUCUCUCCUCUACGUUUUCAACAUACAGUGCCUUUGGAAAGUAUUCAGACCCCUUCACUUUUUCCACAUUUUGUUACAUUACAGCCUUAUUCUAAAAUUGAUUAAAUUGUUUUUUUCCCUCAUCAAUCUACACACAAUACCCCAUAAUGACAAAGCAAAAACAGUUUUUUUGAUUUUAUUAUAAUAAAAAAAAAACUCCCGGAAAUAUCACAUUUACAUAAGUAUUCAGACCCUUUACUCAGUACUUUGUUGAAGAACCUUCGGCAGCGAUUACAGCAUUGAGUCUUCUUUGGUAUGACGCUACUAGCUUGGCACGUGUAUUUGGGGAGUUUCUCCCAUUCUUCUCUGCAGAUCCUCUCAAGCUCUGUCAGGUUGGAUGGGGAGCGUUGCUGCACAGCUAUUUUCAGGUCUCUCCUUAGAUGUUUGAUGGUGUUCAAGUCCGGGCUCUGGCUGGGCCAUUCAAGGACAUUCAGAGACUUGUCCCGAAGCCCCCUUAGGGCCGUUGUCCUGUUGGAAGGUGCCAGGUUUCCUCCAGACAUGACGCUUGGCAUUCAGGCCAAAGAGUUCAAUCUUGGUUUCAUCAGACCAGAGAAUCUUGUUUUUCAUGGUCUGAGAGUCCUUUAGGUGCCUUUUACUGAAGAGUGGCUUCUGUCUGGCCGCUCUACAAGGCCUGAUUGGUGGAGUGCUACAGAGAUGGUUGUCCUUCUAGAAGGUUCUCCCAUCUCCACAGAGGAACUCUUGAGCUCUGUCAGAGUGACCAUCGGUUUCACCUCCCUGACCUAGGCCCUUCUCCCCUGAUUGCUCAGUUUGGCCGGGUGGACAGCUCUAGAAAGAGUCUUGGUGGUUCCAAACUUCUUCCAUUUAAGAAUGAUGGUGGCCACUGUGUUCUUGGGGACCUUCAAUGCUGCAGACAUUUUUUCGUACCCUUCCCCAGAUCUGUGCCUCGACACAAUCCUGUUUCAGAGCUCUACGGACAAUUCCUUCGACCUCAUGGCUUGGUUUUUGCUCUGACAUGCACUGUCAACUGUGGGACCUUAUAUAGACCGGUGUGUGCCUUUCCAAAUCAUGUCCAAUCAAUUGAAUUUAACACCGGUGGACUCCAAUCAAGUUAUAAAAACAUCUCAAGGAUGAUCAAUGGAAACAGGAUGCACCUGAGCUCAACUUCGAGUCUCAUAGCAAAGGGUCUGAAUAGUCAUGAAAAUAAGGUAUUUCUGUUUUUUAUUAUUAUUAUUUGCGAAAAUGUCUAACCUGUUUUCGCUUUGUCAUUAUGAGGUAUUGUGUGUAGAUUGCUGAUAAUUUGUAUUUAAUCCAUUUUAGAAUAAGGCUGUAAUGUAACAAAAUAUGGAAAAACCAAGGGGUCUGAAUACUUUCCGAAGGCACUGUACCUACUCUUGUUGCUGAACGGUCUUCCUCUCCAUUCUUCUAUCAGUGGUGGACGAGCAGAAUGCCCAGACUCAGGAGGUGUUUUCUCUGGGGGCAGAGGAGGAGGAGGAGGAGGAAGAGCAUGACAAGCUGUUUUUGCAGUCGUCCUACAGUGGGAACGCCUGUAACAGCACCAGGAGCCAUCCAGUCCGCAGAGGUCAGUCAUUGAACCCUGAGUCUCCUAACCUGGGUCGUAAGAAAACAGACCGAACCAGGGAAGGACUACCUUUUAAAGUGUUUUUCAUUGCGUGCCCUAAUGCACACGGACGGCCCAGACAAAACGGAUCAUUUUAAUUAAUGAUGCGUGCCCAUUUAUUCUUGAAGAUUAUCACUUCUAAAUGUGUGUUGUUUUUCAAAUUAAAGAGUGGGCCUUAAAUCAACAUCCCAGUGUCUCAUGUCUUUCUGUGUCUCUGCUUGAUCCCGUAGUGUCCAAGACUCCUUGUGAAAAGCUCAUCAGCAAAGGAAGCCUGUCAAUGGGCAGCUCUGCGUCACUUCCUGCCCAGACAGGAAGUCGAGAGAACAUGCCGAUGCUCAACACCAAGAUCCUCUACCCAAGUAAGGGCACAAGUUCUCACCAGCUCUGUACCAAGGGCCUUCAGUUCCCCAAUCCCAAAUCGACCCCUACCCCCUUGGAUACUUGUGUAAACCGUAGUGCUGCGCGAUUAGUGCUUUUUGAGGUCGGUUCGGUUUCGGUUCGAUUAUUUUUUUAAACAAAUCAGGAUUGCAUUAUGUGUGUUAAAUGCUGUAACAACACAGACUAAAACAAUUAAUAAAAGUCCCAUGAUGGUAGUGACUGCCCAUUACUGCUUAUCACUUAAUAACUAUCAGUUAUUCGCAUUACUUUACUUUCAUAAAAUAUUUCAGUUGUUGUGUAUAUUACAUUUGUUUUAUUUGAUGAUUAUUUCAUUCCAAGUCAUCAUCUCCUCUAUAGAGCUGCUGCCUAUGCUGUCUGAUAAAAUCACUAUUUUAGUAGUUCUUUCAAGUAAAUAAAGCAUACUUUUAUGACUACUGAAUACCAACUAUCAAUUACUUAGAUCAUGUAUUUUCAGGUAGAGAUACCUCGCGAAGAAACUGCUCUCUAUGUAUCCCCUCUUGAUCCGCAUUCUUCUGUCCCUUACAUAGCAGGCUGUAAAAGAAACACAGACCGGACAAGUAGGCGCGCAUUGGAUUAUGGUCAUUGCAGUUAGUUUAGCGCAGAAAACUUGAUAAUUAUGUAGAAUAUUGGCCUGUUGGAAACUACAACUCCCUACUAUAUCGCACAGUUUGGGCAUGAUCUGAUUAAUCUCUAGAGAAACUGCAGCGCAUUGUACGCAUUGAGCUCACAGAAAAAAACAGAAUGAAAUGGAAAUCAAAUAAUUGAACUGACUUUGGACAAUUAGUUGUUUAAAAACCAAAAAAUAACCGACAUCUCUGUUAAUCGCUCAGCACUAGUACACCGGAAAUAAUUGACUUAUAUUUUUGACACUAUUACACUUUAUAUUCCUGUGAUGUAAUUUUGCUCUCUCUGUUCUCAAUUGUCAGUGUUCAGUAUGUGUUAAGUGUGUGUGUGUGUUUAUGUGUGGGUUCAGGUCUCAGGGCUGGUAUCUCUGGCUCCCUCUCCAGCAGUUCGGUCAUCAGCAGACUGCUGGUCAACGCUGACUCCUUCAGCUUCGACCAAGAGACCUUGUGAGUGUCCACGUAUCAGUCUUUCUCCUCCUUCCCAUAAAGGGUUAGUUAACUUUUUAGGUUUUAGCUUAUUUUCAACAUACCUUUGGUGUUGUCAUUUCAUGCAAACUGUUUUUAGGUUUGUUAGCUGGUUAUUAAACAACGUCCAGAAUCUCCUGGGCCAGCGUCUUUGGAGCAUGGAGUAAUGCUAGUGGAAACGGAUUGAACUAGCUAGUGGUGUAUUAAAAAGCAUGGGAAAGAUCUCUUCCUUCCUCUUUCCAUGUCCCUGCUUUCCCCAUGCUUUUCAAGUGAACUAUUCCUUUAAGCUCAACCUCAUCAUCAUCAUCAUCUACCUCUUGCCCCAGAGUCGUGAGUGACCUUGUACUGUGUUUGGUUUCAGUGACUGCUACACUGAGAAAUGUGUGAUGAACAACUACUUUGGGAUCGGCCUGGAUGCUAAGAUCUCACUGGACUUCAACAAUAAGCGGGACGAGCAUCCAGAGAAGUGCAGGUAACUGAGGAAUGAGGCGGAGGCCCCUGCUAACUAAACCAGAUAGACCCAGUCCUGGAUAGGGUGAUAAGCAGAGAUGGAGUCUUGAUCUCGUGGUCUUUGUCUUGAGACCACGUAAAUACAGUGUUGGUCUGGUCAUGGUCUCAAUACACAGAAUCUGGGUUUUGAUAGAUUGGGUCUGGGUCUCAAGGGGUCUAGUCUGGGUCAGUGUAAAACAGACCAAACAGUUCAGAAAUCAAUUUCAGUGUAAACUUAAAAGACUAAAACCACAUAGAAAGAAUGUAGAAAGAUUGUGGAAAGAACAAUCACCAAUGUAAAACCUAGACAGUCAGGGAGAAUCGAAAAUUCCAAAAACACUGAAUUCCGACCGGGCAAGAAGGGCACACCAAUUGGGGCCCACUUUGAUUUUCUUAUAAUGUUUGAGCAUAAGAACGCUGCGUUAGCCAAGGCGAAAUGCGUAGAAUUGUUGAAAAUUAGUCCGAAAUUAGUCCCCCGUCAGUGCAUUUCCGUGAUAAUUUGGACACAAAUCUUCGCAAAUUGCCAUGCAAAAUGUCUGUAUUGCCGCAGCAAAAUCAAGCAUUUCUUACUGCAAAUAUCACAAAAAUAUCACCCCAAAUCCUGGAGAGACUGUUUAUAGCUCAGGCAAACCGCAAAGACCAACGGCUAAAAGCAGUGAGUGGCCGCGACAUGUUAGCUUUCACCUGCUGCUUAAACUGUUCUUCCUCACGGUGUGUUUUGUCCUUUAGAAUAGCAAUGUCUUCCAUUUAUGUGCUACUGCUCUUCACAAAGAGCCUAAUGUUUGUUUGUAGAACAGAGUACAUUUCUUUGUGUUGUGCUUUGUUUCUAUGUAUACAGUAUAUGUGUGUGUGCUCGGUCACUGUGUUAAGCUGUGGGUCGGUCUGUGUUCAGGAGUCGCACCAAGAACAUGAUGUGGUACGGGGUUCUGGGCACCAAGGAGCUGCUGCAUCGCACCUACAAGAACCUAGAGCAGAAGGUACUGCUGGAGGUAAGAAAACACAACAAUAACCAAGUGGGUGCAACUAAGGGUACGGCCACAUUGAGAUUUUGUCUGAAUAUUCCGGAUGGAGCCCAUGGUUUUUCAAUGGCUGUCAUCCGUUGCUGGAUGAAUGACAACGGAGAUUAGUUGAAAUUGUCCAACAAAAAACUUCUCAGACAAAGAACAAUAUAUACGCCUUUGUACGUAUGCAACUCGUCCGGGGAAAAAAGCAUAGAUGAGUUGUACUUUCGACAGAUGGAAACGGACAAUGAUGUACGUCAUAUACUAUUUUAUCUGUGUCACGCGCCUCAAUGUGCCAUUCCCUAAAGAGACUUGACUGUCAUCCCAUAACUCUAACCCUGACCCUAAGGGGCAAUUUGGGAUUGGCACAUCUGUUUUUGGACUUUUCGAUGAAUGUCUGGUGUUAUUAUUGUGAUUGUGGGUGUUUGUAACAGAGCAUAUGCAGACAGUUUUGUUCUGUUACAGUAUGAUAAUGUGUGUGUGUUUCAGUGCGACGGGAGGCCUAUCCCUCUCCCCAGUCUGCAGGGCAUAGCUGUCCUGAACAUCCCCAGCUACGCAGGCGGCACCAACUUCUGGGGCGGGACCAAAGAGGAUGAUGUAAGUGUAAUCAAAAUCCUAAUAUGACUCCAUAGGCAGCUGGAUCUUUUUUUUAUAACACAAUAAUACAAGGUCAUAAAGAUUACAUGACAUUAACAGUACUCACAUGUUUCCUCCACAUUUUUGUUUUUAAUGUUUUAAGCAUCUUUGGGUCUUUUGAAAAGUGCUAUGUAAAUAAGUAAUAUUUUUAUUAUAAUAAUAAUAAUAAUACAAAUUAUUAUUAUUAUUAUUAUUUAUAACCCCUUCCCUCUACAAAAGCAGAAUACCCCAGCACAAAUCUAACCCACAUCACAUCAAUCCUCCCAGUCAGCGUUGUUGUGUUAAUGUGUGACUAACCACGUGAGAUGUACAGUUAAUGUACAAAACAUUAGGAACACCUGCUCUUUCCAUGACAUAGACUGACCAGGUGAAUCCAGGUGAAAGCUAUGAUUCCUUAUUGAUGUCACCUGUUAAAUCCACUUCAAUCAGUGUAAGUAAAGGGCAGGAGACAGGAUAAAGAAGGAUUUUUAAGCUUGAGACAAAUGAGACAUGGAUUACAAAGUGUAAUUAAUAACUUCACCAUUCUCAAAGGGAUAUUUAAUGUCUGCUGUUUUUUAUUUUUACCCAUCUACCAGUAGGUGCCCUUCUUUGCGAGGCAUUGGAAAACCUCCCUGGUCUUUGUGGUUAAAUUUGUGUUUGAAAUUCACUGCUCGACUGAGGGACCUUACAGAAAAUUAAUUGUAUGUUAGUGGUACAGAGAUGAGGUAGUCAUAACAAAAUCAUGUUAUACACUAUUAUUGCACACAGUGUGAACGUAUUUAGGCUUGCCAUAACAAAGGGGUUGAAUACUUACAGAAAAUUAAUCAAGACAUUUCAGCUUUUUAUUAAUUUGUAAACAUUUCUAAAAACAUAGUUCCACUGAAAUUAUGGGGUAUUGUGUGUAGGCCAGUGACACUAAAUUUCAGUUUAAUCCACUUUAAAUUCAGACAGUAACACAACAAAAUGUGGAAAAAAUGAAGCGGUGUUAAUAUUGUGUGUUGCCACUCGACCACAGCUCUUCACAAUAUAUGUGGCAUAUGCUGAGUGUACAAAACAUAAGGAACACAUGCUCUUUCCAUGACAUUGACUAACCAGGUGAAUCCAGGUGAAAAUCUACUUCAAUCAGUGUAGAUGAAGGGGGGAGACAGGUUAAAUAAGGAUUUUUAAGCCUUGAGACAAUUGAGACAUGGAUUGGGUAUGUGUGCCAUUCAGAGGGUGAAUGGGCAAGACAAAAGAUUUGUGUCUUUGAAUGGGGUAUGGUAGCAGGUGCCAGGCGCACCUGCUACCAUACCAACAUGGGCUUGCAUCCCUGUGGAACGCUUUCGACACCUUGUAGAGUUCAUGCCCCGACGAAUUGAGGCUGUUCUGAGGGCAAAAGGGGGUGCAACUCAGUAUUAGGAAGGUCCUAAUGUUUUGUAAACUCAUUGUAUUUUAACAAUUACAUGUCCUCUUCCCUGAAGACGUUCACGGCGCCGUCCUUUGACGAUAAGAUCCUGGAGGUGGUGGCGGUGUUUGGCAGCAUUCAAAUGGCUGUGUCCAGAGUCAUCAACCUGCAGCACCACCGUAUUGCACAGGUAACACAUAACACACACACACACACACACUGCAGACUCUGUUAACAUACAGAUGACUGUGUCUGCAUCCCAAAUGGGCCCUGGCACCCUAUUCCUGUGACCCUGGCAUCCUAUUCCUGUGACACGGACUGUGUGCCAAAUGGCACCCUAUUCCCUUUUGGGACCAGGGCUCAACAGUAGUGCACUAUAUAUAGACAUUUGGGACACAGCCUGUGUCACAGGUUAACCUGCCGCACCACCCACAACAUCGCUUAGGUGAGGCAUCCAGACAGAGUUGUCAGCUAGAGACAUACAUUCCCUUGAAACAGGUCAGCAGCAUUGUCUCAAUGGACAGAAGAGGCUGUCUGUCCAAGUUUUCAUGCAUCAUAAUACACUAUGAAAGCUAAGACACCUUUGGAGAUACUUCGCUAAUGCUUAUCUGACAAACAAUCGUCACCCGUGCAUGAUGUUACAGUUCUUUUCAAUCACUUUGGUGCAAUUAAGGACAAUAAUCUAAACAGACUAAGCACAUUUUCAAUUUACUGAGUACAACAAACAAAUUCACAAAGUCACUUUCUCACUUUUCAUAUGAUUUUCUUGUAAUUUGUUAGUUUUUUUCAAUCACUUAUUUGGCGAAUCUUUCAGUUGUAGGUGGUGUAUUUUCAAAACUCUAAGUACCAAUCUCUAAACUGAUAACACUUGUAAUGCCCCCUAUCUUUAUGGUCAGAACCUUUAAUUGUGCAUUCAUUGGGGUUUCACACAUAUUUCACCCAUGAGUCAUUCAUGCAAAAUCUAAAGUUUUCCGUGAAAUACCAUGAUUUAACACAUUUUGAAAUCUCACAGUAUCAACUUUGCUGUAGAUGUAUUUUAUGCCUGCAGACACUGUAAACUGAGCCAUCCGAUUGGCCAGCGGUAGGCCUAUAGUGCACUUGAUUUGCUCUCCGGGCCCGCCGGGAAGGCAGAGUUUGUACCUUCAGACACCCGGCGCACAGGGCAGCUGAAUCGGGUGCACCUACCGCCAACAGCCCGAGACAAAAAAUAAUAAUAGGAACACAAGGCUUUAUCGUAGUUUUUUUUACAGAAAUGUUUGGCGAUCGACUAGAAAUGCCUUGGAGAUCAACCAGUCAAUCGCAAUCGACCGGUUGGUGACCAUUGCUCUAUAAAGUUGAGUGAAGUUCAAUCUUGUGCUUCUCUCUAUGGGCUGAUGUUUCUACUGCGCGGCAGUCCUGGGGAGCUGCGCGGCAGUCCUGGGGAGCUGCGCGGCAGUCCUGGGGAGCUGCGCGGCAGUCCUGGGGAGCUGCGCGGCAGUCCUGGGGAGCUGCGCGGCAGUCUCGGGCUACUGCUCUACUGAUCACCCACGCACGUGCGCAGCUUAGAGGGACAUUGCCUACUACCAUACCACGUUCAAAGGCACUUCGAUAUUUUGUCUUGCCCAUUCACCCUCUGAAUGGCACACACACAGGCAGGGAGUUAGAAACAUCUGACAAACAGGCCACGGAGCUCCACAUUGGGCACCUCGUCGUCUUUGAUGUUCACAGCUCAUCCUCCGUAAGUAGGCUGGAUCAUCCACUACUGAAAUGUAGCACCCACCUGAGUGACACUUUGGCGCCAGUAAAAGCUCCAGUAAGACCACCACACCUCAGCAGUAGUCUGGAAAAGCCCCCUACGAUACAGUGAUCCCUCAAUCCUGCAUCCCCUCACACCGCAGUCCACUUCCCUCUAGGAACCAGGGGCAGGUGGCCAAAAAGCUGAUGCUGUUGAUCUGGUGUUACUGCAUCUUUCAAAUCAUAUUAGCUAGCUAGCUAGAUAGCUAGCUAGCUGUAUUAGCUAGCCAAGCCAAAACAAAACUGACUUGACAUUGUGGAUAUGGAGGGAAAAAGGUCAAGACCUGAGCUAUUUAAUUUAUUUGUUUUAUUUAUUACAUUUACUAGUUUAUUUAGGCAAUUUAUUUGUUUAGUCCGCAUAAAGCUGAGUGACUCACUCAUUCGUGGCUUUGGUUUAAAAUAAAUAAGUACAGAUCGUUAAAAAAAAAAAAAAAAAAAAAAACAUUUUGACAAUGUUGUGUGUGUGUUCAAUUGUUUGUGACAUUGUGGUUUCAAUGAAGAAUGUAAACAAAUGAAAUCAAAUAAAUCCUAUUCAUAAUUAAUAAUCAGAUGCGUGUUGCGAGUUUGUAAUUUUUCCGACAUACCUAUUAGCCUAUAGCGUAACAACAUAACAACAUAACAAAACAAGAAAUGUACAUUCAAUAUUGUUUAGAUCAAUUGUUUCCAACCUUUUUCGGUUACUGUACCACCAACUGAAUUCUUCUCUGCUCGGAGAACCCCUGAAGUACCCCCUUAUGUGCAUUUUACCAGUAAGCCUAUGGUCUCAUGAGUCUUCUCAAGUACCCCUUGGCCUAGUAGCCCCGGUUGGGAACCACUGGUUUAGAUAAUAAAAUAGUUUAAUUGAAACUUAAAUAAAUAAUUCCAGAAUCGAAUAAAGGCUGCAAAAAUCCUACAUUGUAUUUAGUAUAGGCUUAAUCAAACUUCUACCAGCUGCACCUCUUUAAACUCUAGGCCUAUAUGGUCUGAGUAUGGUCUAUGAACAAAAGCCUGAAUUAGACAACAAAUAAAGCUACUAAAACAAUCUUUAGGCAUAGAAGUAGCCAAUUUAAUUAGCAAAAAUAUUCCAGUCAUCCCUUGAACGAAAGCCUGAAUUAGCCAACAAAUAAAGCUACUAAAACAAUAACUUCAAAACAGUCCAUUCGUCACUUGGCUUUCUUCAAAUUGCUGUGCGGGAAAAGGAUGUCAUCCACCGUGCCUAGUCAGCUGGCUUCUCCUCUCUGUCACCACAAAUCCAGCUGUAGGUGACAGUUUAUCCUUUGGAACCACACAAUUACCAGGUGAAGAGUAGGCUGUUUGCUUGUUUCUAAGGUGAGUGUGGCCACUGAAGCAAUAGAAGAAAUCAACAAGAUCCCCAAGUAUUCUUUUACAAUAGCUGGCCUUAUAUUAUCUUCAGUUUUGCACAGGGAACUGUCCCACUCUGUGGUGGAUAGCACUCUCUACACGCGCACUCACUCUUUGUUUAUGUAAGGGGCUGUAAGGCACAAGUAUCCUAUUUUUUGUCAGUCCACACGAUUGUAUUUACCCAAGUUCUCUUUCAACUCCGGGACCACCUGAUUUAUUUGCCCGAUGCAGGACUCUAGUGGGAGAGGAGAGACAUUCUCGGACAGAAACAUUCACACCUCCAUUCAUUUACAAAAGGUUAGGCUUAUAGCUUGGCUAGGUGUGAAAAAUCAGCCAAUUUGUGCCACAGUUUAGGCUACCGAUAUGCUGCAGUCAGUCAUCUGAGCAAGGUUUAGGAGUACGUUUUUAACCUUCUGAAUGAAUGGGUUUAACCUGCUGAAUUACAUAUUGUAUAUUACCUCAAUUACCUCGAAUGACCUGUACCCCGCACAUUGACUCGGUACCGGUACCACCUGUAUAUAGCCUCGUUAUUGCUAUUUUAUUGUUUUACUUUUUUUUACUUUAGUUUAUUUAGUAUUUUUCUUAAAACUGCAUUGUUGGUUAAGGGCUUGUAAGUAAGCAUUUCACGGUAAGGUCCUACACCUGUUGCAUUCGGCGCGUGUGACAAAUACAAUUCGAUUUGAUUAUAUUGAAGAAAGAAGGCGAAAAGAAGGCGAACAAAUGAUCAUCAAUCCCAGAUAGUCUGUUCUAACGAAAAAAGGUUUUAAAGUCUUUAGCACAGCAAAGAUUGGGGACUCAGGGCAGUACCAUUCCACUCAUCUGAUUCCACUCAUCAGAUUAAAGCUUUGAAGACUGAGAUCGAGUCAUUGAAGGGCAGGGAUACGGGCAACGGCUAAUGCAUUUAUCCGGAGCCAGGCGGCAUUGACGGUGCCAGGCCGCAUUGGCAGAGAGUCAGACCUCUGCCAUAUACUAGUCCAAAGGUGGUCCCGACAGUGAACCACAAAAGAGGCAGGGCUGGGGGGCAGGACUUAAAUAGAUUAUUGGAUGGUAUCCGUGAUUUUGGCUAUGCAUAGCCCACUGUAGGCCUAUUAUAUGGACUGGAAUUACGCGCCUCUUUCAAACCAUGAAGCUGGGAGAGAACAUAAACCAUAAAUUGUUCAGGGACCUACAUGUAGAGUUAUUUGAGUAAUUUGAAGUCAGACCAGCAGAAAGAUAAACAUUCUCUGAGGGCAGAGAUAUGGGCGACAGCUGACGCAUUGGUCCAGAGCCAGGCGGCAUUGACGGAGUGCCAGGCCACAUUGGCGGGGCGGAGAAUGAAGUGUUGAAGGGAUGAGAUUUUGGAGUCACAAUCCAUGUCAGGCACACCUUUGAUCUCUGAAACUCCACCUCUGACAGGCAGAGGCAACAACCGUGGCGGAUUCGUCAGGUCGUCGGUUCACCCUGACAUUUCCAUUCCUCAUCUGACACCAGAACUUGAUGAACUGCUCACCAGGCACAGCAAUGGCCAUCCAGACCGUUAUGCUGUUCUGCUAUUCCAAGGAUGUGUAACCGACGAGAAAUACCACGAGUGGACACAGAAUACCAACUGGGAUGGAUCCCAAGGCAAAUUUGACUUACAAGUUAACCUCUGAGUGUUCAUCAUGAAUACUGUGUCUCAGAUGUUUCCCUCCCAUGAGCGAUGCAACCCCAAAAAACAAUAAAUGAGUACUUGAGGUCGCCGAGGAAGUCCAGACAUGGCUUCUCUCCCUUAUCUAAGGAAUUAGGUUACAGUAAAAAUGUCAUUGUCCUGUUGUUUUUUGUCACACUGUACAGUAGCCUAAUAAACAUCUGCACUUUGAAACAGUCUUUUAAAAAAUCUAAUUCGAUAAUAUAUUUCUACUACUGUAGAUGCAGAUGCUGUGUUUUUUGUUUUUAGAUACAGUACUGGGCUUACAGCAAUGUUGGACAUUGGUCACAGUUCACGCCUUGAUGAGCCAUUAAAUUGGACAAUAGCCAGCCCAAACUCUCAUAAUAGUUAAUUGGUGAUCAAAACUAAUUUGAAUGAGAGUAGAGGUUUGUGUGUUCUUCAGGAAAAAAAUACAUUAUUUAAAACGAUAAUAAUCGUAAAUAAAGGACAGGAUAUUAAAUCAACAAAAUAAUUGAGAAUGGAACGAGAAUGGAACGAGUCACAUUUGAAUUGACAUGACCAGAUUUAAUUUAAACGACCAAAUGUUGGCCUUUAACCAUCCAAAUAGUUCAUACAAUAUUCUGCCCAUAUUUGUAUUUUUGUAUUAACGGAUGUUUUAGUACAGAAGUACAUAGGCCUACAUACAGUCCUAGCAAAAGUAUUCAUCCCCCUUGGCGUUUUUUCCUAUUUUGAUUUUGAUUUUGAUUUCAUGUACACAAAAUAGUCCAAAUUGGUGAAGUGAAAUGAAAAAAAUUACUUGUUUCAAAAAAUUAUAACAAAUAAAUAACGGAAAAGUGGUGUGUGCAUAUGUAUUCACCCCCUUUGCUAUGAAGCCCCUAAAUAAGAUCUGGUGCAACCAAUUACCUUCAGACGUCACAUAAUUAGUUAAAUAAAGUUCACCUGUGUGCAAUCUUAAGUGUCACAUGAUCUGUCACAUGAUCUCAGUAUAUAUACACCUGUUCUGAAAGGCCCCAGAGUCUGCAACACCACUAAGCAAGGGUCACCACCAAGCAAGCGGCACCAUGAAGACCAAGGAGCUCUCCAAACAGGUCAGGGACAAAGUUGUGGAGAAGUACAGAUCAAGGUUAGGUUAUAAACAUCCCACAGAGCACCAUUAAAUCCAUUAUUAAAAAAUUGAAAGAAUAUGGCACCACAACAAACCUGCCAAGAGAGGGCCGCCCACCAAAACUCACAGACCAGGCAAGAAGGGCAUUAAUCAGAGAGGCAACAAAGAGACCAAAGAUAACCCUGAAGGAGCUGCAAAGCACCACAGCGGAGAUUGGAGUAUCUGUCCAUAGGACCACUUUAAGCCGUACACUCCACAGUAUUGUACCACUGACUGUGCCACAAAUGCUAAAAAAUGUGCUUUUGGAAACAGUGACCAGGCUCCCGAGUGGCGCAGCGGUCUAAGGCACUGCAUCUCAGUGCUUGAGGCGUCACUACAGACCCCCGGGUCGAUUCCAGGCUGUAUCACAACCGGCCGUGAUUGGGAGUCCCAUAGGGCGGCGCACAAUUGGCCCAGCGCCGUCCGGGUUUGGCCGGUGUAGGCCAUCAUUGUAAAUAAGAAUUUGUUCUUAACUGACUUGCCUAGUAAAAUAAAAAAAAGCAAAAGCAAAUCAUCGAUUGCUGUCAUACCUUGUCCAUAAACUGCUUAUAGUGUAAGGAGACCAAUAUGUAAUUUUGUAAUUUGGGUUGUAAAUGGAAGCAUAUACAGUGUGCAGGCCUUUCUGUAUACUUUAUUAGCCCAGUACUUAUGUUUUUAAUCAUGAGCGUAUGACCAUGAAUAUGGACAUAGAUAGCAAAUGACCAGUCUCUUUCGUGGUUUCAUAGCGUACUGUCUGGUUGAAUCUUUCUCCCCGUCUGUUCUCCUGUUGCAGUGUCGUACAGUGAAGAUCACCAUCCUCGGGGAUGAGGGGGUGCCGGUGCAGGUGGACGGAGAGGCCUGGGUCCAGCCCCCUGGGUAUAUCAAGAUUAUCCACAAGAACCGCACCCAGACCCUCACCAGAGACCGAGUGAGUACACAUCUGUGGGGUUACACAGAUUCCUUAUUUCUAGGGCCUUGAGUUUUGCCUGACCAAGUAAGAUCCAGUUUUUCCAGGUCCAGUCGUGGUCCGGAAAUACACGGCAUCCAAACAUUGGCAUUCAACCUGACAUUGAGGCUCAUUCUGUGAAUAUGCUACUGUAUAUAUUACAUUAAAGUGCAAAUUAUCAGAAAAGGUACAGGUUCUCCUUAUCAUGUUCUGCAGUUGUAAUUGACAUGAUUUGUUUGUACAGUAUUUGUAUCUAUCUUGUGUAAAUGUUGCCGUUAUAUUGCAGUCAUAUAUUAACUUGACAUAUCGCAUCUGACUUGCCACAACUGUAGUUCCCUUGGGAAGAAUACAACUAUUCUAUUCUAUCCUAUUCUAUUCUAUUUAACCUGUUGCCUGCUUGUCCCAGGCCUUUGAGAGCACGCUGAAGUCGUGGGAAGACAAGCAGAGGUGCGAGUUCCCCCGUCCCCUGCCCCAGUAUGCAUUGCAGCCGGAGAUCGUAUCCGAGGAAGAAGCCUCCCAGAUCAACCUGUUUGGCCAGGCGGCCGGCGCCCUCAUCCACAGGUAAGAUAACAUUAUAUUAAUUAAUAAUAGCAUUAGAUUAAAGCAGGGUAGGGUUAAAUUCCAUUUAGAUUGAAAAAAACAUUCUUGAAAAUAUUAUUUUUUCUCAAAUUGGAAUUUCAGAUCAUCAAAAUGGAUUUGUCCAUGACCAUGAUAUACAAUGCCCUCGUGGGUUAUCUAACGGCCAAACUAUACCAGACACUCCGAUGCACCGUUUGCUGCUUCUGGCGUAGCAUGCCAAAAACAGCACUUACGGAAUGCUUGUGAUAUGCUUGCAGUGUAGUUUCCCAGUAACAUUAGUUGUUAGAGGUCAUCACGAACUGUGUGUGUGUUCCCAGUAUCCGAGAGAUCGCCCAGUCCCACCCCAGUAUGGAGCAGGAGCUGGCCCAUGCCGUCAACGCAAGCUCAAAGGCCAUGGACGUGGUCUACGCCAACUCCAAGAGCACAGGGGUAUGUGCGGCUCCUGUUCUACCUUUAUUUUAUACUAGUCAACCAACUUCUAGUAGUACAGGGGUGCCCAACAUACGGCCCGCGUGCCAAAUGCAGCUGAGUGCCAGUCUUUUUUGGCUCAUACGGUAUUCAUACCCCUUGACAUAUUCCACAUUUUGUUGGGUUACAGCCUGAAUUCAAAAUAGAUUAAAUAAAUACAAAAAUCACCCAUCUACACACAAUGCCCAUAAUGACAAAGUGAAAACAUGUUUUUUGACAUUUUUGCAAAUGUAUUGAAAAUGAAAUACAGAAAUAUGACAUUUACAUAAGUAUUCACACCCCUGAGCCAAUACUUUGUAGAAUCACUUUUGGCAGCGAUGACAGCUGUGAGUCUUUCUGGGUAAGAUUGUGCAACAUUUGCCCAUUUAUUAUUUUCAAAAUUCUUCAAACUUUGUCAAAUUGUUUGUUGAUCAUUGCUAGACAACAAUUUGCAGGUCUUGCCAUAGAUUUUCAAGUAGAUUUAAGUAAAAACUGUAACUAGGCCACUCAGGAACAUUCACUAUCUUCUUGGUAAGCAACUCCAGUGUAGAUUUGGCCUUGUGUUUUAGGUUAUUGUCCUGCUGAAAGGUGAAUUCACCUCCCAGUGUCUGGUGGAAAGCAGACAGAAGCAUGUUUUCCUCUAGGAUUUUGCCUGUGCUUGGCUCCAUUCCGUUUCUUUUUUAUCCUGAAAAACUCCCCAGUCCUUAAUGAUUACAAGCAUACCCAUAACAUGAUGCAGCCAUCACUAUGCUUGAAAAUAGAGAUUGGUACUCAGUAAUGUGUUGCAUUGGAUUUGCCUCAAACAUAACACUUUGUAUUCAGGACAAAAAGUGAAUUGCUUUGCCACAUUUCUUGCAGGCCUAGUUAAAUGCAAAAAAAAUUAUAAUCUGGCCUUGUGUUCUAAAAAUAUAUCUAGUUUUUCAUUUGAGUUCAUGAGUUCAAUAUAAUUUAUUGUGGCAGAACCUAAGACAUUUAGUUGUGAUACAUAUGGAUUCCCCCUGUGAAGAAACAGUGUAGAAUUGAAGGAAAUUGUUUAGACAUUUUAUUUUAUUUUAUUUAAAAAUUGGUUUUAGUUUUUUAGUUUAUUACCUCCUUUUUCUCCCCAAUUUCGAUAUUGUCUCAUUGCUGCAACUCCCCAACGGGCUCAGGAGGUGAAGGUUGAGUCAUGCGUCCUCCGAAACAUGACCCGCCAAACCGCGCUACUUAACACCCGCCCGCUUAACCGGGAGGCCAGCCGCACCAAUGUGACGGAGGAAACAGAGUUCAACUGACGACCGAGGUCAGCCUGUAGGCGCCCAGCCCGCCACAAGGAGUCGCUAGAGCGCGAUGAGCCAAGUAAAGCCCCCUCCGGCCAAACCAUCCCCUAACCCGGACAAUUGUGCGCCGCCCUAUGGGACUCCCGAUCACAGCCGGUUGACACCUCUAGAACUGCGAUGCAGUGCCUUAGACCGCUGCGCCACUCGGGAGGCCUUAAUUUUAAAAUGUUUAAUAUAAAAUAAAAUUGCACCCCCACUUUCAGUCACGUGCCCAUGUCUUAUAUUAUAAUACCAUAAGCCACAAUUUGAGUGGUGCCCGCCACCAAGUGCGGUUUUCAGAUCUCACCAUAGGUUUUGGAUGUUUCAGAUCUGGACUCUUUGCUGUAGAAAGCCAGUAGAAAGCUGCAGCAAGCUCAUUUGAUGGCUACAAGAAGUGUUUGUUGGCAGUUACAAUACAUUGACAAAAGUAUGUGGACUCGUCGAACAGCUCAUUCCAAAAUCAUGACCAUUAAUAUAGAGUUGGUCCCCCCUUUACUGCUAUAACAUAAUCCUCUAGAAUGUCAUUGUAUGCUGUAGCAUUAAGAUUUCCCUUCACUGAAGGUAACGGGCUUAGCCCGAACCAUGAAAAACAGCCCCAGACCAUUAAUCCUCCUCCACCAAACUUUACAGUUGGUACUAUGCAUUGGGGCAGGUAGCGUUCUCCUGGCAUCUGCCAAACCCAGAUUCGUCCGUCGGACUGCCAGAUGGUGACGCGUGAUUCAUCAUUCCAGACAACGCGUUUCCACUGCUCCAGAGUCCAAUGGCGGCAAGCUUUAAACCACUCCAGCCGACGCUUGGCAUUGCGCAUGGUGAUCUUAGGCUUGUGUGCGGCUGCUCAGCCAUGGAAACCCAUUUCAUGAAGCUCCUGACGAACAGUUCUUGUGCUGACGUUGCUUCCAGAGACAGUUUGGAACUUGGUAGUGAGUGUAUCAACCGAGGACAGACGAUUUUUACGCACUACGCGCUUCAGCACUCGGCAGUCCCAUUCUGUGAGCUUGUGUGGCCUACCACUUCGCGGCUGAACCGGUGUUACUCCUAGACGUUUCCACUUCACAAUAACAGCACUUACAGUGCAGCUCUAGCAGGGCAGACAUUUGAUGAACUGACUUGUUGGAAAGGUGGCAUCCUAUGACCGUGCCACGUUGAAAGUCACUGAGCUCUUAAGUAAGGCCAUUCUACUGCCAAUGUUUGUCUAUGGGGAUUGCAUGGCUGUGUGCUCGAUUUUAUACACCUGUCAGCAACGGGUGUGGCUGAAAUAGCCGAAUCCACUAAUUUGAAGGGGUGUCCACAUAAUUUUGUAUAUAUAGUGUAUCUUAGCCAAAGGCUGUUCAACCAAGUACUAGCUUCGGGGUGCCAAUAAUUUUGUCCAUGCCAUUUGUCAUUAAUUUGUUAAUUAAAAUUAUGAACUUAAGUUUACAAUAAUAUAAUUGGUUCUAUAGUUUUUCAAUUUCAACUUAUUCUAGAAGAAAUAGGGAAUUAUUUAAGAAAUUGCAAGAGUGCCAAUAUAUUUGGCCGCAACUGUAUGUUUUAAAAAAUAUAUAUUUUUAUUUAACCAGGAAAGUCAGUUAAGAACCAAUUCUAAUUUACAAUGACGGCCUACCCUGGCCAAACCCUCCCCUAACCCGGACGACGCUGGGCCAAUUGUGCGCCGCCCUAUGGGAUUCCCGAUCACGGCCGGUUGUGAUACAGCCCGGGAUCGAACCCGAGUCUGUAGUGACGCCACUAGCACUGCGAUGCAGUACCUUAGACCGCUGCGCCACUCAGUCCCCUAUGUUAGAGCAAGGUGAGUUAUAGGUUACAGAGGAUACAGUAAAGUGAAGAGAGAAAUGUUGAUUUUGGAAUUAUUGAUCAUAUUCCAUGAUAUGUCCACUCUAGCAGAGCCCUUAUGGUAAAGUGAUGGAUAUGACCUUGCAUUCUUCCCCCAAUGACCUGCGUAUACAGUGAGGGAAAAAAGUAUUUGAUCCCCUGCUGAUUUUGUACGAUUGCCCACUGACAAAGACAUGAUCAGUCUAUAAUUUUAAUGGUAGGUUUAUUUGAACAGUGAGAGACAGAAUAACAACAAAAAAAUCCAGAAAAACGCAUGUAAAAAAUGUUAGAAAUUGAUUUGCAUUUUAAUGAGGGAAAUAAGUAUUUGACCCCUCUGCAAAACAUGACUUAGUACUUGGUGGCAAAACUCUUGUUGGCAAUCACAGAGGUCAGACGUUUCUUGUAGUUGGCCACCAGGUUUGCACACAUCUCAGGAGGGAUUUUGUCCCACUCCUCUUUGCAGAUCUUCUCCAAGUCAUUAAGGUUUCGAGGCUGACGUUUGGCAACUCGAACCUUCAGCUCCCUCCACAGAUUUUCUAUGGGAUUAAGAUCUGGAGACUGGCUAGGCCACUCCAGGACCUUAAUGUGCUUCUUCUUGAGCCACUCCUUUGUUGCCUUGGCCGUGUGUUUUGGGUCAUUGUCAUGCUGGAAUACUUAUCCACGACCCAUUUGCAAUGCCCUGGCUGAGGGAAGGAGGUUCUCACCCAAGAUUUGACGGUACAUGGCCCCGUCCAUCGUCCCUUUGAUGCGGUGAAGUUGUCAUGUCCCCUUAGCAGAAAAACACCCCCAAAGCAUAAUGUUUCCACCUCCAGGUUUGACGGUGGGGAUGGUGUUCUUGGGGUCAUAGGCAGCAUUCCUCCUCCUCCAAACACGGCGAGUUGAGUUGAUGCCAAAGAGCUCGAUUUCGGUCUCAUCUGACCACAACACUUUCACCCAGUUCUCCCCUGAAUCAUUCAGAUGUUCAUUGGCAAACUUCAUCAAUGUUCCUCAGCCUAUAAGAGGCUGCUCUCUAGUGGUCAAAUAAAAGCAUUAACGCAAAAAUACAACAUUAGGAUCUCCAGUUGGAUGUUAAUUUUGUAAGUAAUCAUAACAUUUGAAAUGCAAUGAAAAUCUAUAUUUAAAUGUAGGCCUACCACUUUUUUCAAGAAAAUAUGUUUUUUAUGGCGCAAAAAAACAUGGAGGGGGGUGCCCCGCAGGAAAACACCAGAGGUGUGGCCCAAAGUCCUUCUGAAAUCUGGAACAAAGUCAAAACAAGACAUCGGGUAGGAAGGUUAAUGUUAGGGUCAGUAUACUACAGUGGGGAGAACAAGUAUUUGAUACACUGCCGAUUUUGCAGGUUUUCCUACUUACAAAGCAUGUAGAGGUCUUUAAUUUUUAUCAUAGGUACACUUCAACUGUGAGAGACGGAAUCUAAAACAAAAAUCCAGAAAAUCACAUUGUAUGAUUUUUAAGUAAUUAAUUUGCAUUUUAUUGCAUGACAUAAGUAUUUGAUACAUCAGAAAAGCAGAACUUAAUAUUUGGAGCAGCUUGGUGAGAAGGCAACAACUGUUGGGGCAAUUAUUAGAAAAUGGAAGAAGUUCAAGAUGACGGUCAAUCAUCCUCGGUCUGGGGCUCCAUGCAAGAUCUCACCUUGUGGGGCAUCAAUGAUCAUGAGGAAGGUGAGAGAUCACCCCAGAACUACACGGCAGGACCUGGUCAUGACCUGAAGAGAGCUGGGACCACCGUCUCAAAGAAAACCAUUAGUAACACACUACGCCGUCAUGGAUUUAAAUUCUGCAGCGCACACAAGGUCCCCCUGCUCAAGCCAGCGCAUGUCCAGGCCCGUCUGAAGUUUGCCAAUGACCAUCUGGAUGAUCCAGAGGAGGAAUGGGAGAAGGUCAUGUGGUCUGAUAAGACAAAAAUAGAGCUUUUUGGUCUAAACUCCACUCGCCGUGUUUGGAGGAAGAAGAAGGAUGAGUACAACCCCAAGAACACCAUCCCAACUGUGAAGCAUGGAGGUGAAAACAUCAUUCUUUGUCGGAUGCUUUUCUGCAAAGGGGACAGGACGACUGCACCGUAUUGAGGGGAGGAUGGAUGGGGCCAUGUAUCGCGAGAUCUUGGCCAACAACCUCCUUCCCUCAGUAAGAGCAUUGAAAAUGGGUCGUGGCUGGGUCUUCCAGCAUGACAACGACCCAAAACACACAGCCAGGGCAACUAAGGAGUGGCUCCGUAAGAAGCAUCUCAAGGUCCUGGAGUGGCCUAGCCAGUCUCCAGACCUGAACCCAAUAGAACAUCUUUGGAGGGAGCUGAAAGUCCGUAUUGCCCAGCGACAGCCCCGAAACCUGAAGGAUCUGGAGAAGGUAUGGAGGAGUGGGCCAAAAUCCCUGCUGCAGUGUGUGCAAACCUGGUCAAGACCUACAGGAAACGUAUGAUCUCUGUAAUUGCAAACAAAGGUUUCUGUACCAAAUAUUAAGUUCUGCUUUUCUGAUGUAUCAAAUACUUAUGUCAUGCAAUAAAAUGCAAAUUAAUUAGUUUAAAAUCAUACAAUGUGAUUUUCUGGAUUUUUGUUUUAGAUUCAGUCUCUCACAGUUGAAGUGUACUUAUGAUAAAAAUGACAGACCUCUACAUGCUUUGUAAGUAGGAAAACCUGCAAAAUCGGCAGUGUAUCAAAUACUUGUUAUCCCCACUGUACAAUGCACAUUGUCCCCCCGCUUCUGUGGUUAACGAAAUGCAUCUGUGGUGUGUGUACAUAUGUUAUGUGUUAAUGUCUGUUCUACGCAGGGUCUGAACUGCAGUGUUGUGGUUCAGAUGGUCAGUAACGUCAAGGCCCUUCACAGUGAGACAGAGCUGCUACUGGCAGGCAAGAUGUGCCUGGUAAGUCUCAAAGCUGUUGUCUGCCUGCCUGUCAGUGUGUCAGUCUACAUAUGUUUUUGUAACUGAGAAUGUCUUCCCAGCAGUUGGACCCUCCUCAGAAGGAGCAGUUGACUGGAGCCCUGGGCACUGUGGCCCAGCAGCUACUCAGACUGCCAGACAUACCCUGGCUGGGUCAGCUCAUCGAACCUGGGGAUGAUGAGGUAGAUCUAGAUGCUACCACACACACUAUUCACACCAGCCACUUACCUCAGUGUUUUUCAAUCUUAGUCCUAGGGACCCACAGGGCAGUACAUUUUAGUCCCUGUCCAGUAAUACCACACCUGAUUUAACCCCUUACACUUGUGGGGAAUUGGCCUGUAUGGAUAGGGCUACAUUGAAAUGUUUCUUACUGAAGUGGAAAUAUGGAAAACAUCUAUAACCAUGGUAACAAUUAAAAGGGAACAGUUUGGAGAUUAUGGGGAAAUUAUUAGACUAAAGGUGAUGGCACAACAGUUCACCUGACACAAGACUGAAUCCAAACAUUAUACUGUUGAUUUUAUGUGCAUUUUACAUUUACUGUACUUUUUACAUUUGCUGUACUUUUCGCCACAUUUGUUCAUGACGAAAUCUGAAAAUACUCUGGAUACAUUCAGUAAAAUAAUAAGAACAUUUGGGGUAGGUGCAACAUAGGACAAACAAAUGACAAGGGUUUGAGUGAGAGGUCUAACUGGUGAUUCCAAGUGGCCACACACCUCUCCAAAGUAAUUUCAAUGCACUUUUAUGACUCAAAGAACAGUCUUCAACUAUAAGGUGCUGUUUUGAGCUCUCCUAGCUGUGCCGUUGAGGAACUAUAGCGAUCACACUUGUAGUUGUUUUCUUUGGAACACAGCCCUGCAUCCCUGUCUUUACACAAUUACUGUUGUUGUUUACGCAGUCCAAAAAAGGUCCAUUAUAAAUUGCAAUCGGUCAGGUGGGCAUAAUUUGUUUGCUUGUUCUAUUGCCAACAUGACUAGCUCAAUUAUCAAAUACGAUCUCACUAGGCAAUUCAGAGAAGCAGAUCGUAAUUCUGGUGCGCAUAGAAUGGAGUGCAUUCAGAUGCGUGGUCCGUGGAACAUUUUCGUCAGAAUACAGCAAACAGCCUCAUUCUAUUCUGGACAACCCAGGGUAUAACGCCAUGUCAUCUUGUAACUGUACAUCAAACAAAUUGAUCAUAAACUUUUGACACAGUAUAUUGAAUGAGUUUUAUGAUAUGGAAAUGUGAAGUGCACAUUUGGACUAACAGGUGUUUGGCUUGCUUGUAGGACAUCAAAGCAGGAUUUAUUAUAAUCCACAACGUCUCAUCUUUCAAGUCCUCGUAAUUUACAGCAUUUCCCUCAUUUAGACAACAAUAAAUGUGGUAAAAUUGCCCAAUUAGCGGGAGGGAUGGGGGCCACUUCUUGUCGCACGGUGCUCAAGUUCAGAAAGGCUGUCAGUCAAAACCCAUACAGAGCUGUGAAGCGGAGACCCUGAGCUCUGACAUCAUGUAUAGCAUGUUACUGUACAGCCACUUUGUUCCAAUUUAGGUGCUUAUCAGUGUCUAAAUCUGCCAUUUUCAACGCGUAUACGGGUACGAGUGUAAAGGGCUGCCUAAUCAAGGUCUUGAUGAUUUAUUAAUUGAAUCAGGUCGGUGUGUUAGUGCUAGGCUAGAGUAAAACUGUUCAACUCUGUGGGUCUAUAGUACUGGACAGUCUGUAUCACCCAAUGUCUAACCUGUCUGUCUGGCUGUUUUUCUCUCUAACCUAUCUGUCUUGUCUGUCUAACCUGGCUGUCUUUCUCUCUAACCUGUCUGUUUCUGCAGGGACACCUGACAGAUUUCUCCAAGCGUAGCCGCAGUGCCAAGUUCCGUCUCGUCCCCAAGUUCAAGAAGGACAAAAACAACAAGAACAAGGAGGCCUGUGCCACUCUCACACUGCCAGGUACUAUCUACCUCUCUUUUUCUCCCAAUCUCUCUCUCACAGCAAUUAGUCUGGAACACUCUGGGUUAAAUCAUCUUUGGACGAUGACAAAUCAGUGUCAACACUCUUUGAAAAUCACGUUCAAUUCUUUCUGAGGUCGCCACAACCUUCCACACACCACCGAUCUCUCUUCUGAUUGGUUAACCGAUCAAAGACCUUCGCUCUGAUUGGCUAUCAUAAGCAGAGCUCCUGGCCCAGUGGCUCCAGGUAGAAGUCUACCCGUAUACACAGAUCUAUGGCAUCUAUGGUCAGCUUACCCUGCCCUGAUCUUAACUUUAACCAUUAAAAGUAAAAAAAACUGACCUUAGAUCAGCAUCUUCUGACAACCUAAUCUUACCCUGACCCAGUGUGUUUAUGGUCUGGACUGGAGUAGGUCGAAGUUCCCCUUAACCACUGAUACAGGGUCAUAUAUUUUUUCAUCCCCCUAAUGGUCAACGUUAGGAUUGACGGUAGGUUCAUCUGAUCCUAGAGCUGCGGUUAAGUGCUGUACCAGGGUUGUGGCGUCUCUCUGUGGUGUGGUUGGGGGUCUGAAGGGGGUCUUGCUUUCUGCAGUGCACCAGUGGGGCACAGAGGAGGUAGCCACCUGGCUGGAGCUCAUCUGUCUCACCGAGUACAAGGAGAUCUUUAUUGGGCACGACGUGCGCGGCGCCGAGCUGCUGCACCUGGAGAGGAGGGACCUCAAGGUACUGCACACACACACAGGCUGUCCCAGAUAUCUCUCCUUCCUCCCAAAGUGUGCACUUGUUUACUUCCCUUCACUGAUUUGAAAGGAAAUGAGUGUGGCAUAAGAAACUCCCACUAGCCCAUGCCUCCAACCAAUCCAAUGCUUUUAGGUUUGUGGGAAGUAGUGAAAGAGCAGUGAUGGGGAGUAGAGAACUAAAUGUAGUUCAACUAGUAAUUUCAUUACAUUUUUCUGUAGCUUGGUGGUAGUUGAACUAAAUUCAAAUAUUGGUAGUGUUUUCAGUAGUUUUUUGCCAUUUUGCGGUGUAGCUAACUACUGGAACUACACACUUAUUUUUUUGCAAAAAGAACAGAAAAUAUGGGUGAAGUGGGCAAGAUGUCCUUUCUUUUUUGGCAUCAGACCUGCCUAAUUUUCACUUGAAACAUUCGUUUUGGGUUUAAAAGGCUAAAUUACACAUUAUGUUAGCAUCUGAUUCCAGAGUGCAAUUUGUAAUCUAUGACAUUUUCGAUAUGAUAAUUUUUCACAAAGUAUACUGAACAAAAAUAAAAAUAAACGCAACAUGUAAAGUGUUGGGUCCCAUGUUUCAUGAGCUGAAGUAAAAGUUUCCAGAAAUUUCCCAUACGCAAUUUUCCAUUUCUCUCAAAUGUUGUGCACAAAUUUGUUUACAUUCCUGUUAGGUAGCAUUUCUCCUUUGCCAAGAUAAUCUAUCCACCUGACAGGUGUGGCAUAUCAAGAAGCUGAUUAAACAGCAUGAUCAUUACACAGGUGUACCUUGUGCUGGGGGAAAAAAAAGGCCACUCUAAAAUGUGCAGUUAUGUCACACAACACCAUGCCACAGAUGUCUCAAGUUUUGAGGGAGCGUGCAAUUAGCAUGCUGACUGCAGGAAUGUCCACCAGAGCUGUUGCCAGAGAAUUGAAUGGUAAUUUCUCUACCAUAAGCCGCCUCUAACAUCGUUUUAGAGAAUUUGGCAGUACGUCCAACCGGCCUCACAACCGCAAACCACUUGUAUGGCGUUGUGGGGCGAGUGUUUUGCUGAUGUCAACGUUGUGAACAGAGUGCCCCAUGGUGGCGGUGGGGUUAUGGUAUGGGCAGGCAUAAGCUACGGACAACGAACACAAUCGCAUUUUAUUGAUGGCAAUUUGAAUGCACAUAGAUGCCAUGACGAGAUCCUGAGGCCCAUUGUCAUGCCAUUCAUCCUCUGCCAUCACCUCAUGUUUCAGCACGUCAAUGCACGGACCCAUGUCGCAAGGAUCUGUACAAAAUUCCUGUAAGCUGAAAAUGUCCCAGUUCUUCCAUGGCCUGCAUACUCACCUGACAUGUCACCCAUUGAGCAUGUUUGGGAUGCUCUGGAUCGACGUAUACGACAGUGUGUUCCAGUUCCUGCCAAUAUACAGCAACUUCGCACAGCCAUUGAAGAGGAUUGGGACAACAUUCCACAGGCCACAAUCAACAGCCUGAUCAACUCUAUGCGAAGGAGAUGUCGCGUAGCAUGAGGCAAAUGGUGGUCACACCAGACACUGACUGAUUUUCUGAUCCACGGCCAUACUUUUUGUUGUUGUUGGUAUCUGUGACCAACAGAUGCAUAUCUGUAUUCCCAGUCAUGUGAAAUCCAUAGAUUAGGGCUUAAUGAAUUUAUUUCAAUUGACUGAUUUCCUUAUAUGAACUGUAACUCAGUCAAAUCUUUUAAAUUGUUGCGUAAAAUUUUUUGUUCAGCAUAGUUUGGAUGUAGUUUACUACUUUUUCAAAGUAACUUUAGUUAAGUAAACUUUGUUUCUUUAAGGGUAGCUUUAGUGUAGUCUGCUAAAUGACUAAAAUGUAAAAUGUAAACUAUAUUUUCAGAGUAGCUUCCCCAACACUGUGAACGAGUGCACACGUCAUGUGAAAGGAGAUAUUAUUGGACAUACCCAUUCUUUCAGGUGCCAGGUAGAGCUUUCUUAUGUUUCGCUACUCUGGGGCUCAUGGGUGUUUUGAUUUUAUUCCCUGGCUAUUGAUUUAAGGUAUUUAUAGAGCUUGGGGUUUUCCCUGCCAGGUGACGUCUGGAAAAAGUCCUGACCCUACAUGGUACAUGGGUCCACGUGUGUCUUGGUGUUUGUUCUAAUUUGUGUGUGUGUGUGUCCGUCCAUUGCAGGACUUGGGGGUGACGAAGGUUGGCCACAUGAAGCGUAUCCUCCAGGGUAUCAGAGAGUUGAGUCGCAGCAGCAGCACUGCCAGCGAAGCC
Molecule: messenger RNA, 64811 nt
Organism: Coregonus sp. 'balchen'
Lineage: Eukaryota; Metazoa; Chordata; Actinopteri; Salmoniformes; Salmonidae
Source: the annotation of a GenBank genome assembly